UUGCUCCUGGAUAGCCGAGCCAGUGUGGAGGGGGCCCUGCAGGAUGGAGAAGAUAACUACACUGAGACCCCGCUGCAGCUGGCCUCUGCUGCAGGUACUUGUUGUGUAUAAUAGGAAUACUCCAUUGAUAGUGUGUGGAGAUUUAUUUUUAUUUAACCUCUAUUUUGACAGGGAAGUUAUACUCUAAAAACCUGUUUUUGCUAUGUCAUUAUGGGGAAUUGUGUGUAGAUUGAGGGAAAAAAACGAUUUAAUACAUUUUACUGUAGCUUCUGAACCUGAGCCUUUGGCUCUACCUGACCCUUGAGAAAACAACCCAUGCCAUAUGUUGCCAUGGUAACUGUUGGACAACGCGGUCAUCGAGCACAAAUCCAUAGAAAUAGUAAUGAUUGCCUAAUGAAACAACGUCAACGUGAUACUGCCCAGAAAAGCAUAAUGAAGACUAAUCAGAUGCAUUUUAAAAUUUUUGUUGAUGUGUAUUCUAGACAAUACAUCAGGGGUUCAUAAUAACUCAUUCCAUUCUGCAUUCAAUUUUUACUCAUUCUCUUUUAGCCAUUUGGGCCUAUUAACCCUUGAAAUCAGCAUACACAGAAAUGUCAGUGAAUAUGGAAAAUAAUUGUAAAUGAUUCAUGCAUCACUCCUGCCAUUGUGUGAAUAGAAUAUUUGGGUAAAGAUGGAGCCCAUAGACAUGGGCGCCUGGUUCCUGGCUCCUAAGCAACUUUGCAAUAUUAUUAUUAUUAUUAUUAUUAUUAUUAUUAUUAUUGAAUUAUUACAUACAGUCGGAAAUAACUUUUGGAUAUUAGAGCGACGCUAAAUCACCAGCAUUUCGAACAGAAAUACGACUUUCCUGAAUUGGAUCUUUUGUUCGUACCCCCCAAGGUGAUUCCACUUAUCCCCGAGGCUGCUCCAAGACGUCGCCGGCAGAGGUAUUCAGAGUGGACUUUUAGUCCAACUCAGGAGGCAUGCAUCCACAGCUUCUGAGUAUAUUACUCGCUGAUGUUCAGUCCCUGGACAAUAAAGUAGACGAGAUUAGGGCCAGGAUCUCCUUCCAGAGAGACAUCAGGGACUGUAACAUACUCUGUUUCACGGAAUCAUGGCUCUCUCCGGAUAUACUGUCCCCAUCCAUACAGCCAGCUGGGUUCUCAGUACAUCACGCAGCUAGGAAUAAAGAACUCUCCGGGAAAAAGAAAGGCUGAUGUGUACGUUUCUUGAUUAAUUACUCAUGUUGUGAUUGUGGUAACGUACAGGAACUCAAGUCCUUUUGUUCACCCGACCUAGAAUACCUCAUCAUCAAAUGCAGACCGCAUUACCAUCCGAGAGAAUUCUCUUCGGUCAUCGUCACAGCCGUGUAAAGUCCCCCUCAAGCCGAUACCACGAUGGCUCUCAAGGAAGUAGACUGGAUUUUGUGCAAACUGGAAACCACAUAUCCUGAGGCCGCAUUUAUUGUAGCUGGGUACUUUAAUAAAGUAAGUUUGAGGAAAAUGCUACCGAAGUUUGACCAACAUUGCCUGUGCUACUCACGCAUCAAAAACUGUUCACCAUUGUUUCCGGGACGGCUACAAGGACCUAAGUCACCCUCCCUUCUGCAAAUCAGAUCACGCCUCCAUUCUGCUCCUCCCUUCCUAAAGGCAGAAACUCAAACAUGAAGUACGCAUGGUAAGGACUGUUCGAAGCUGGUCUGACAAAUCGGAAUCCAUGAUUCAAGAUUGUUUUGAUCACACAGACUGGUAUAUGUUCUGGUUGCCUCUGAGAAUAACAUAUACGUAAACGUAUACAUUGACACGGUGACCGAGUUCAUUAGUAGGUGUAUAGGGGAUGUUGCUCCCACCGUGACGAUUGAAAUCGAUCUAAUCCAAAAACCGUGGAUAGGUGGCAGCAUUAGCACAAAACUGAAAGCGCAAACCACCACAUUUAACCACAGCAUUUAACCACGGCAAGGUGACUGGGAAUAUGGUUGACUAAAAACAGUCCAGUUAUGCCCUCCGUAAGGCAAUCAACAGGCAAAACAUCAGCACAGAGACAAUGUGGAGUCACAAUUCAACGGCUCAGACACGAGACAUCUGUGGCAGGGACUCCAGUCAAUCACGGAUUAUAAAGGGAAAAUGAGCCUUGUUGCGGACACUGACGUCUUGCUCCCAGACAAGCUAAACACCUUCUUUGACCGCUUCAAGGAAAACACAGCGCCGUGUUAACCCUCGCAAGGCUACCGGCCCAGAUGGCAUCCCUAGCCCCGUCCUCAGAGCAUGCGCAGACCAGCUGGCUGGAGUGUUUACGGACAUGUUCAAUCUCUCCCUAUCCCAGUCUGCUGUCCACACUUGCAUCAAGGUGUCCACCAUUGUUCCUGUACCCAAGAAAGCGAAGGUAACUGAACUAAAUGACUAUCGCCCCGUAGCACUCACUUCUGUCAUCAUGAAGUGCUUUGAGAGGCUGGUUAAGGAUCAUAUCACCUUCUGACACCCUAGACCCACUGCAAUUUGUAUACCCCCCCCAAUAGAUCCAUGGAAGUCGCAAUUGCCAUUGCACUGCACAUUGUCCUAUUCCAUCUGGAAAAGAGGAAUACCUAUGUAAGAAUGCUGUUCAUUGACUACAGCUCAGCCUUCAACACCAUAUUACUGUCCAAGCUCAUCAUUAAGCUCGGUGUCAGGGGUGCUGAAGGUGGGUGUGGUGCAGGAAUCAAGCGCAGGACGCAGAAGCUAAGUCCAAAAGACUUUAGUGAAUUAUUCACGUAGUAAGUGAGCACAAUAAGCCCGGAGGCGAAAUAAAGGCGCACACAGGCGUCAAACAAAAGGAGCACUAACAUGUGCGAAAACCUCUCCAAACAACGGAGGGAAGUACGUAGCUCAGAACACCAAAACAGAAGAGCAAUCACACACAACACCAUACACACACAACGAGAACUAAAUAGGACACUAAUGAGGACUAACUAGACACAGGUGUACAACAUCAAGACAAAAACAAACGAACAGGAAACAUAGAUCGGUGGCAGCUAGUACUCCGGGGACGACGACCGCCGAAACCUGCCCGAACAAGGAGGAGGAGCAGCCUCGGCCGAAACCGUGACAGUACCCCCCCCCUGCGCGCCGACCCCGGCCUCGGGGACGACCAGGAGGGCGCGGAGCAGGGCGCGCGGGAUGGUCCCGGUGGAACUCCGACAGGAGAGAUGGGUCUAGGAUGUCCCUCCGCGGCACCCAGCACCGCUCCUCCGGGCCGUACCCCUCCCACUCCACUAGAUAUUGGAGACCCCCCAUCCGGCGUCUUGAGUCCAAGAUGGACCGAACGGUGUACGCCGGAGCCCCCUCGAUGUCCAGUGGGGGCGGAGGAGUCUCUCCUAUCUCACCUUCCUGGAGUGGACCAGCUACCACCGGCCUGAGAAGAGACACAUGGAACGAGGGGUUAAUAUUCUUAUAUUCAACAGGCAGAUGUAACCUAUAAUACACCUCGUUCAAUCUUCUCAGGACUUUAAAGGGCCCCACAAACCGCCGACCCAGCUUCCGGCAGGGCAGGCGGAGGGGUAGGUUUCUGGUAGAGAGCCAGACUCGAUCUCCGGGUGCGUACACCGGCCCCUCACUGCGGUGGAGAUCGGCGCUCGCCUUGUGACGACGGAUGGCCCGCUGCAGGUGGACGUGUGCAGCGUUCCACGUCUCUUCCGAGCGCCUCAUCCAAUCAUCCACCACAGGGGCCUCGAUCUGGCUCUGCUGCCAAGGUGCCAGAACCGGCUGGUAACCUAACACACAUUGGAAGGGGGUUAGGUUGGUAGAGGAGUGGCGGAGAGAGUUCUGGGCCAUCUCGGCCCAGGGAAUGUACCGAGCCCACUCCUCAGUCCGGUCCUGGCAAUACGACCUCAGAAACCUACCCACAUCCUGGUUGACUCGUUCUACCUGCCCGUUACUCUCCGGGUGGUACCCUGAGGUAAGGCUCACUGAGACCCCCAAACGCUCCAUGAACGCUCUCCAUACUCGGGAGGUAAACUGGGGGCCUCGAUCAGACACUAUAUCCUCGGGUACCCCGUAAUGCCGGAAGACGUGGGUAAAUAGUGUCUCUGCGGUUUGUAGGGCAGUAGGAAGACCCGACAUAGGGAGAAGCCGACAGGCCUUAGAGAACCGGUCCACAACGACCAGGAUGGUGGUAUUCCCCUGAGAGAGGGGAAGGUCUGUCACAAAAUCCACCGAGAGGUGGGACCAUGGUCGUUGUGGAACGGGCAGGGGUUGUAACUUCCCCUGGGCAGGUGUCUGGGCGCCUUACACUGGGCGCACACCGAGCAGGAGGAGACAUAAACCCUCACAUCCCUGGCUAACGUGGGCCACCAGUAUUUAGUGCUAAGACAAUGAACUGUCCGGCCAAUACCCGGAUGUCCAGAGGAGGGUGACGUGUGAGCCCAGUAAAUGAGUCGAUCCCGAAUCUCGAGCAGAACGUACUUCCGACCCUCAGGACACUGUGGAGGGCUGGGGUCGGUACGCAACGCUCGCUCGAUUUCGGCAUCGACCUCCCACACCACCGGUGCCACAAGACAAGACUCCGGUAGUAUGGGAGUAGGCUCAACUGACCUCUCCUCCGUGUCAUACCGCCGGGACAGCGCAUCUGCCUUACCAUUCUGGGACCCAGGGAUGUACGUGAUUUUAAAUACGAACCUGGCGAGAAACAUGCUCCAUCGAGCCUGGCGAGGGUUCAGUCUCCUCGCUGCCCGGAUGUACUCCAGGUUCCGAUGGUCAGUCAAAAUGAGGAAAGGGUGUUGAGCCCCCUCAAGCCAAUGCCUCCACACCUUAAGGGCCUGAACUACAGCUAACAGCUCCCUGUCCCCGACGUCAUAAUUUCGCUCCGCCGGGCUGAGCUUUUUAGAGUAAAAAGCACAGGGGCGGAGUUUAGGUGGCGUGCCGGACCGUUGAGAGAGUACGGCCCCUAUACCGGCCUCAGACGCGUCCACCUCGACCUGAAAGGGUAAUGCGGGGUCCGGAUGCGCCAGCACCGGGGCCGACGUAAACAGGUCCUUCAGUCUCCUAAAGGCCCUGUCCGCAUCAGCUGACCACUGCAGGCACACCGGACCCCCUUUCAGAAGGGACGUGAUGGGAGCUGCCACCUGUCCAAAACCCCGGAUAAACCUCCGGUAGUAAUUCGCAAAGCCCAAGAACUGCUGCACCUCUUUGACAGUGGUUGGGGUUUGCCAAUUACGCACAGCUGACACACGAUCCACCUCCAUUCUCACCCCUGACGCGGACAACCGAUAGCCCAAAAAGGAGACCGACUCCUGGAAAAACAGACAUUUCUCUGCCUUGACAUAUAGGUCGUGCUCCAACAGCCUCUUCAAUACACGACGCACCAGGGCUAUAUGCUCGGCUCGGGUAGACGAGUACACUAGAAUGUCAUCAAUGUACACGACCACCCCUUGCCCCUGCAUAUCCCGGAAAAUGUCAUCUACGAAGGAUUGGAAGACUGAUGGAGCAUUCAUCAACCCAUAUGGCAUGACGAGAUACUCGAAAUGACCUGACGUGGUACUAAACGCUGUUUUCCAUUCGUCGCCCUCCCUAAUGCGCACCAAGUUAUACGCGCUCCUGAGAUCCAGUUUUGUGAAAAACCGCGCUCCAUGCAAUGACUCCGUCAUGGUCGCAAUCAGAGGGAGUGGAUAACUGUAUUUCACAGUAAUCUGAUUGAGACCACGGUAAUCGAUGCACGGGCGCAACCCUCCAUCUUUUUUCUUCACAAAAAAGAAGCUUGAGGAGGUGGGAGAAGUGGAGGGCCGUAUGUAUCCCUGUCUCAAAGAUUUGGCUAUGUAAGUUUCCAUAGCUUUUCUCUCCUCUUGAGACAAGGGAUACACGUGGCUCCGUGGGAGCGCUGCUCCUGCCUGGAGAUCAAUCGCACAAUCCCCCUGUCUAUGAGGAGGCAACUGCGUCGAACUAGCUUUACUAAACAGGAGAGCUAAAUCCCCAUAUUCUGGCGGAAUGUGCAGUGCGGGCACUUGGUUUGGACUUUCCACCGAAGUCGCCCCUACGGAAACACCCAGACAUCGCCCCUCACACUGGCAGACCACCCAUUGAGAGCCCUCUGUUGCCACGAAAUAGCAGGGUUAUGGGUGCUUAACCAGGGAAUUCCCAGCACCACCGGGUACGCAGGAGAGUCGAUCAGAUACAACUGUAUAGUCUCCUCAUGACCCCCCUGCGCACACAUCCUAAGUGGCGCUGUGACUUCCCUAAUCAACCCCGACCCCAACGGGCGGCUAUCUAAAGCAUGAAUGGGAAAAGGCUUGUCAACAGGUAGGAGAGGGAUCCCUAAAUCUAAACAAAACUUCCGAUCAACAAAAUUCCCAGCUGCGCCUGAAUCUACUAGCGCCUUAUGCUGGGAAUGAGGUGCAACCUGUGGGAAACAAACAAGUAUACAAAAGUGCGCAACAGAGAGCUCUGGGUAAGUGGGGCGUCUACUCACCUGGGAAGGCUCCCCAGUGCGUGGCCUGUUGUCUCCUCCCUCGGGGAACCCUCCCCAGCACCUGGCCGCAGUGUGCCCUCCACGACCGCACUUGGUGCAGGGGACAGGCCCCCUCGGGCUCCUCCUCUUCCUUUCUCUAGCGCCAGCACCCCCGAGCUCCAUAGGGCUCGGCUCGGAGGUGCCGGAGGGUGGAAUGGACGGACCCCACUCGGGACGUCCACGGGUGGCCAGCAGGGUGUCCAGACGGAUGGACAUAUCGACCAACUGGUCGAAGGUGAAAUUGGUGUCCCUGCAGGCCAACUCACGUUGAACGUCCUCCCGUAGGCUACAUCGAAAAUGGUCGAUGAGGGCCCGUUCAUUCCACCCUGCGUCUGCCGCUAGAGUCCGGAACUCCAGCGCGAACGCCUGUGCGCUCCUCCUCCCCUGUCUCAGGUGGAAUAAGACGCUCCCCCGCCGCUUUGCCCUCAGGUGGAUGGUCGAACACGGCCUUGAAGCGAUGGGAGAACUUGGCGUAGGAGAUGGUGGUUGUGUCCAUCCUCCUCCACUCGGCGUUGGCCCAUUCCAACGCCUUGCCCGUGAGACAGGAGAUGAGGGCGGAAACGCUCUCGUGUCCCGAGGGCACCGGGUGUACAGUGGCCAGGUAGAGCUCCACCUGCAGGAGGAACCCCUGACACCCGGCAGCUGUUCCGUCAUACGCCCUCGGGAGCGAGAGCCGAAUCCCACUGGGUUCCGGACCUGGGACUGGUGGACCGGCCGAUGGGGGUGGCAGGGUAGGUGGAGGUGUGGGUACCCCUCUGGACUCCCAUCGGUGCAGGGUGUUGAUGACGUCCUGUAGAGCGGUCCCCAGUUGUCGUAUCUGGUCAUCCUGGCCGCGGACAUGCUCCUCCAGCGACUCAGGCGUGACUGUUGCUCCUGCUGAAUCCAUUAUUAAAGGUGUGUGAUUCUGUCAGGGGUGCUGAAGGUGGGUGUGGUGCAGGAAUCAAGCGCAGGACGCAGAAGCUAAGUCCAAAAUACUUUAGUGAAUUAUUCACGUAGUAAGCGAGCACAAUAAGCCCGGAGGCGAAAUAAAGGCGCACACAGGCGUCAAACAAAAGGCGCACUAACAUGUGCGAAAACCUCUCCAAACAACGGAGGGAAGUACGUAGCUCAGAACACCAAAACAGAAGAGCAAUCACACACAACACCAUACACACACAACGAGAACUAAAUAGGACACUAAUUAGGACUAACUAGACACAGGUGUACAACAUCAAGACAAAACCAAACGAACAGGAAACAUAGAUCGGUGGCAGCUAGUACUCCGGGGACGACGACCGCCGAAACCUGCCCGAACAAGGAGGCGGAGCAGCCUCGGCCGAAACCGUGACACUCGGGGUCCUGGGUCUGAACCCCGCCCUGUGGAACUGAGUCCUGGACUUCCUGAUGGCCUGUCCCCAGGUGGUGAAGGUAGGCAAUAACACCUCCACUACGCUGAUCCUCAACAAAGGGGUCCCACAAUGGUGCGUGCUCAGCCUCCUCCUGUGCUCCCUGUUCACCCAUGACUGCGUGGCCACACACGUCUCCAACUCAAUCAUCAAGUUUGCAGACGACACCACAGUGGUAGGCCUGAUUACCAACAACGAUGAGACCACCUACAGGGAGGAGGUGAGGGCCCUGGUGGAGUGGUGUCAGGUAAAUAACCUCUCCCUCAACGUCAACAAAAUGAAGGAGCUGAUUGUGGACUUCAGGAGACAGCAGAGGGAGCACACCCCCAUCCACACCGACACAGCCACAGCGGAGAAGGUGAAAAGCUUCAAGUUCCUCAGCAUACACAUCACUGACAAUAUGGUGAACGAGGCACAACAGAGCCUCUUCAACCUCAGGAGGGUAAAGAAAUUCAGCUUGGCUCCUAAGACACUCACAAACUUUUACAGAUGCACCAUUGAGAGCAUCCUGUUGGGCUGGAUCACCGCCUGGUACGGCAACUGCACUCCCUCUCAACCGCAGGGCUCUCCAGAGGGUGGUGCGGUCUGCCCAACGCAACACCGGGGGCACACUGCUUGCCCUCCAGGACAUCUACAGGAAGGCCAAGAACAUCAUCAAGGACCUCAGCCACCUGAGCCACGGCCUGUUCAUCCCGCUACAAUGCAAAAGAGGAGGUCAGUACAGGUGCAUCAAAGCUGGGACCGAGAGAGUGAAAAACAGCUUCUAUCUCAAGGCCUUCAGACUGUUAAAUGGUCACCACUAGCCGGCCCCCACCCAGUACCCUGCCCUGAACUUUACUCACUGUCACUAGCCAGCUACCACCCGGUUACUCAACCCUGCACCUUAGAGGAUGCUGCCUAUGUACAUAGACAUGGAACACUGCUCACUUUAAUAGUAUUUGCAUACUGUUUUACCCACUUCAUAUGUACUAAUAUAUACAGUUGAAGAUGGAAGUUUACAUACACUUAGGUUGGAGUCAUUAAAACUUGUUUUUCAACCACUCCACAAGUGUCUUGUUAACAAACUAUAGUUUUGGCAAGUCAGUUAGGACAUCUACUUUGUGCAUGACACAAGUAAUUUUUCCAACAAUUGUUUACAGACAGAUUAUUUCACUUAUAAUUCACUGUAUCACAAUUCCAGUGGGUCAGAAGUUUACAUACACUAAGUUGACUGUGCCUUUAAACAGCUUGGAAAAAUCCAGAAAAUGAUGUCAUGGCUUUAGAAGCUUCUGAUAGGCUAGUUGACAUCAUUUGAGUCAAUUGGAGGUGUACCAGUGGAUGUAUUUCAAGGUUUACCUUCAAACUCAGUGCCUCUUUGCUUAACAUCAUGGGAAAAUGAAAAUAAAUCAGCCAAGAUCUCAGAAAAAAAUUGUAGACCUCCACAAGUCUAGUUCAUCCUUGGGAGCAAUUUCCAAACGCCUGAAAGUACCACGUUCAUCUGUACAAACAAUAGUACUCAAGUAUAAACACCAUGCAGUCGUCAACCGCUAAGGAUGGAGACGCGUUCUGUCUCCUAGAGAUGAAUGUACUUUGGUGCGAAAAGUGCAAAUCAAUCCCAGAACAACAGCGAAGGACCUUGUGAAGAUGCUGGAGGAAACAGGUACAAAAGUGUCUAUAUCCACAGUAAAACGAGUCCUAUAUCGACAUAACCUGAAAGGCCGCUCAGCAAGGAAGAAGCCACUGCACAAAAACCGCCAUAAAAAAGCCAGACUACGGUUUGCAACUGCUCAUGGGGACAAAGAUCGUACUUUUUGGAGAAAUGUCCUCUUGUCUGAUGAAACAAAAAUAGAACUGUUUGGCCAUAAUUACCAUCGUUAUGUUUGGAGGGAAAAGGGGGUUGCUUGCAAGCCGAAGAACACCAUCCCAACCGUGAAGCACGGGGGUGGCAGCAUCAUGCUGUGGGGGUGCUUUGCUGCAGGAGGGACUGGUGCACUUCACAAAAUAGAUGGCAUCAUGAAGAAGGAAAAUGAUCUGGAUAUAUUGAAGCAACAUCUCAAGACAUCAGUCAGGAAGUUAAAGAGUUAAAUUGGUCGCAAAUGGGUCUUCCAAAUGGACAAUGACCCCAAGCAUACUUCCAAAGUUGUGGCAGAAUGGCUUAAGAACAACAAAGUCAAGGUAUUGGAGUGGCCAUCACAAAGCCCUGACCUCAAUCCUAUAGAAAAUGUGUGGGCAGAACUGAAAAAGCAUGUGUGAGCAUGGAGGCCUACAAACCUGACUCAGUUACACUAUCUCUGUCAGGAGGAAUGGGCCAAAAUUCACCCAACUUAUUGUGGGAAGCUUGUGGAAGGCUACCCGAAAUGUUUGACCCAAGUUAAACAAUUUAAAGGCAAUGCUACCAAAUACUAACUGAGUUUAUGUAAACUUCUGACCCACUGGGAAUGUGAUGAAAGAAAUAUAAGCUGAAAUAAAACAUUCUCUUUACUAUUAUUCUGACAUUUCACAUUCUUAAAAUAAAGUGGUGAUCCUAACUGACCUAAGACAGGAAAUUAGUACUAGGAUUAAAUGUCAGGAAUUGUGGAAAACUGAAUUUAAAUGUAUUUGGCUAAGGUGUAUGUAAACUGUUGACUUCAACUGUUUAUAUACAUAUAUACAUACAUAUACUGUCGUAGAAAUAUUUGAUUCAAAAGUAGUUAACUCAAAAAUAUCUCUCAAGAAACUGGAGCUUGUGAAUCCAAAAAUUAGACUUUAUUAUUGCGUAACAAAGCCGAUCUGCUCCAUGGAACACCCGCUUGCCCUUGGCUUAAAGAUCUCCUUUUAUACACAUACAAAUGCAUAGUCAUGCUUACAUAGAAUAUACAGUUACUCCCCCUAAGAUAAAUGAUUAACAUCUUUCACCGUCACGCCACCGUUAUCUUUCAAAUUCCAAUAACACAUGUUGUUUACUCUUACAAGAGCUACGUGCGCUACAUACAUUGAUUAAAGCAUGGUUACACACUGUAUUGGCUAUAUUCCUUAUUAAGACAUACAUCUGGAUUAUAAAAAUAUCAAUCAUGUUUACUAUAUUUUACGUUUGACAUUUCCCAACAUUUUGCCUUAAUGAUACAUCAUUUAUUUCCAUAUAUUCCCCCCUUUGGGACUUCCAAUAAAGUCCCAAUAAUUCAAAAAUUAAUUUUAAAUGAAUGUAAGCCUGUGCAUUUACUUAUUCUUAGCCUUGCCAUAUGUGGUUACAUUUUAUAUGCAUUUAUUUAAACCAAUAUAUCUUCCUCAUUGUUUGACCCAUCCUGAUGAGGACCCAGAGCCCAGUCAGGUAUUGGAUACAAGUCUGAAAGGUUUUCCUCUACAUUAACCUCCAAGUUUUCCUGUUGGGCUUUGUAACCAUGGCAGGCCCAUCCUCCCCCAGGAACAACACCAUACAGACAUUCAGGAUUCCCAAAUGGACAGUCCAUUGAUCCUCCUUUAACAUUACAAGGUUUCCCAUAUUCAUUAACAUACUGUCCUGGAGCUCCCUGAACUGGGUGUAUUUCUUUGGCUGAACUAGGAACAAUGGUCUGUACAGUCAUUUGUUUUACUGUGGUUUGAGUCAAAAGUGAUUUUAACAGAGGUAGUAAACAACAAAACACUAUUCCCAUCACUACUAAUUAUAUACCUAUCAUUAUUCCCAUUUUUGUAAGCGUUGCACCCCAUUUUCCCAGAGUUAAGUCCAUCCAGUCCCAAACAUGAGCAUCAUGCCCAGCAUUGUCCUUAACCUCUUUCCGUAGUCCUUUGAGCUUAGUCAUUGCUUCAGUGAAUGAACCAUCCGGGGCAGUGUUAUUGGGGAUAAAAGUACAACAUUAAUCUCCAAACAUAACACAAACUCCACCUUUCUCUGCUAAUAGCCAGUUUAAAGCCUGCCUAUUCUGCCAUGCCAUUCUACUAGUAGCCUGUACUUGCUCUCCUAAAGCUGAUAAUGCAGAAUCUGUGUAAUUAAUAAACCUAUGUUGAUUAUAAUAAAUAUAAUUGAUCCAUUCUAGGUUUUUGUUGGGUGAAAUCCAGACAAAUAUUGAUUCUAAUCCUGCUUUAAUUUCAUCUCUUGCCUUAUAUUCAUUUGGAAUUCCUCUGGGUUGACCUAUUGCAUCUAAAUAUACAUUGGGGUCAUGUUCAUAUGCUCUUUUUAUCCUUUUAUUACUAUUCUGUGCGUCCCUAUUUGUUGUUUUGUCUACCUCCCCCUCCUGAAGCAUUUGUACUCUAGCACAUAUUCCCUUCCAUCCCCUAGGCAAAGUAGCUCUAAUUAUUUGUUCUCCACAUACCCAAAAUAAAUCUGCCACUGCCACCGAUUGAUCCUCAUAAGGAGAAAUUAAUGGCAUUGCCAGUGUUUGCUUCUCACCAGGCCCUCCAUUAGUAGCGAUUACUCCAGUACUUGAUCCUGCUGCCUGAUAUACUGCUCUGUGGGGGGUAUCUGCAUUCCAGGACAUGUUAUCACUACUUAGGUGCCAUGUGGUCUCACACUUUCCCUUAAAUUUGCCCAAAUCAUGCUCCCCAUCCGUUUUGUUGUAGCAUUCAUAAUCUUGAUUAUAAUCUAUACAAUAUUUUUCUGGUGCUUCCAUUUUUCUGGGUUCUAUUCUCAUAUCUAAUUUUUUACACCACUCCCCCAUCCUGGUUGAUUAUAGAAUCUGGAAUGAUAGGGAUUUCCCAAAAAUGAUAAACACUCUGCAGGACAGUAGGGUCUUUAUCCUCUUUUAAGAUGACAAUAGCUUCGUUUAAAGUUAGCACAUUCCUUGUAACUGUGUGGAUUUGGUAUUACUAUCAAUUAUUUUAAUGGAGAAGGAGCACAUACUAAACAACUCGUUUUUCUAUUAAUUGUUUUAGCUGAAUAUUCUGCCCAUUUGUACCAAUCAUUUUGCAUUGCUCCCUCCCAUAGCCUUCCUAAUUUUGUUGGUGCUUUCAUUAUUUCCGGUACUAUUGUUGGGGCUGAGGUAGAUUGUCUAUUUUCCUGAUUUUCCCAAUUAGUAAAAAAAUCCCAUACCCAGUUGUUCCUUUUUUUUUCUUCUAAUCCUGUCUUUGUUGGUUCAACUGCUAUAGUAAUUAGUGGUCCUUGGGUAGUGGUCAUAGUUACAUUAACUAUUCCAGGUUCUUCUUCCUGUCUAGAUUGGUGUUUGGAAAUAGGAUCAAUGUCCAUUGUUGUUAUACUAUUCCCUUCUGACCCUUUAGUGCUAACUAUUUCCAAUAUGUACUUUGCAUUAUUUUCUUGAGUCAAUUCCUUUAAGCUAAUUUCCCAACUAGUGUCUCCUUUGUUAAUUUCUAUUUGGCAGCCAUAUUCAUCCCAGAUUGCUUCUCCUCUUGUUUGAUGAUUAGCCCACCCACAAAGUGAUUUUUCUGGCAGAGGUUUUAUCCUUCGUAUUGAAAAUGAUUUUUGAGUUUCUGUAGCUGUCAGUACUUGGGCUGGAAUAGAAAUACUGGUUCGAGCUAUUUCCAAAGGUACAUGCUUUUUUAUUCUAUCUCUUAUUUUAGCUUCAGGAACCAAUUUCUUAAAUACUGAUGAAAUCAUGAGAUGUUUGGCUUGUUUUAUAUGCAACAUUUUUCCAUGUCCAUUCCCUUUUAGCUCAACUUCUACACAAUUAUUUUUUAGGCAUUUUAUUUUAAACAUUGCAUAUCCUUCAAUCUGACAUUUCCCCAAUCUAGGCCAUCCUGUGUAUGAUACUUGUUCUUUAUUCACAACAACAAUUCUUCCUGGCUCAGUAAGGCUGUCUCUAGAAUAUUGUAUAGUUGUAGGCAGACUCACUACCAUCUCUCCUAGAUUAACUGCUAUUACCGCUAGAGCAAUUCCACAGUUCUUAAAUUGUCGGGGACGAUGAGAGGGCAGAGAAUUCAAUUGUGGGAAAGUCACUUGCCUCAAUGACAGGGGAGUCUCUUUCUUCAAUGGUGGGGAAGUCACCUCUCUCAGUGGUAGUAAAGUCACUUUCCUCUCCAUCACCUGUUGUUCCCCCAUUACCUCGGUUUUUGCUUGUGCUUGGGGUAUCUGCCAGGACAGGUAUCCUAUCAGCAGUAUUCCCCAAAUCAUCAGGCCCCACCUCCCGACUCUCCAGAUUUUCAGGAGGGAGUGCCUGCUGUCCUUCGACGUUGGCACUUGGACUCGUGCUUGCUUCUUCUUCUUGGACUCCAUCUGGUGCCUCGACAUCCUCCGCUUCCUCAUGGCUCGCUGACGGCAGACCGGUUCUCUUCGGGACCCUGGUGCAGUGGUUCAGAUGGUACCACGUCGUGCUUCCUUCCACCUGUAUCGCCGUGGGCGUUGCUCGGAUCACCUUGUAUGGUCCUUGUCUCCUGGGCUCGUUCCACUUUCUGUGAAACACUCAGAUGUAGACUCGGUCUCCUGGAAUCACCGGCCCUGGCUCCUCUGGUCCGGGUUCCGGUUCUCGCCUUUUUUCCUGGAGAUAGAUCACUUUAUGUAUAGCAGUUAGUUGUCUUACAUAUGCUUUAAGCUCCAUCUCUAAUUGUUCCAACGAGGGUUGUUCUGUUAGUUUGCAUGCGAUAACUCAUCAAAGCUAGUGGUAGUGCAUCCACCCAAUUGAGCUUUGCACUGGCACAGAUUUUAUUCAGUUUAGCCUUGAGGUUCGCAUUAAUCCUCUCAACAAUCCCCUGAGAUUGCGGAUGAUACACACACCCUAGUCUUUGCUUGAUCCUUAACUGCUGUAGUACUUGCUUCACUGUUUUCUGAAUAAAUGCUGAUCCAUUGUCUGAACUGAUUUCUGUUGGUAUUCCAAAUCUGGGUAUUACUCUACUAGUUAGAAAUUUGAUUACUGUCCCUGAUCCUAGAUCUGCUGAUGGUACCGCUUCUACCCAUCUACUGAAUCUAUCUAUGAUCACUAGCAUGUACCUUUUGCCAUUCACCUUUUUUAUCAUAUCUACAUAGUCCAUGACUAAAUAUCGAAAUUGUCCUUCAGGAACUGGUAUGUGCCCUAUAGGCGUUGUUAUUCCUUUCAUUACAUUGUUUUGUGCACACACCUUACAUCUUGCUAAUGCCUCAUCUAUUGUUGCCUGUAGGUAUGGAGACCAGUAUCCUUGCUUUUUAAUUUUCCUUAUUAUCUCCCCCCUUGCGCAAUGGUCAAAACCAUGCACAUCAGUUAUCAGUAAGUUGAGCAACACACUAGGUGCUACUAUGGUUCCUUCAUGAGACCUCCAUAAUUCAUUUACAUCUUUGGUGGCCCCUCUUUGGUGCCACAUAGUCUGUUCAUUAGGUCCUGCCCUUUCCUGCAUCCUUAUUAUAUCGUCUGGUUGUGCUAUGGAUUCAAUAAUGACCAUUGGUGCUGUUAACACUGAGACGGUGCAUCUAGAUGCCUUCCUUGCAGCUUCAUCAGCUGCAUUGUUUCCUUUGGUAAUAAAUUAUUUUCCUUUCCUAUGCACCUGACAUUUUACUAUCGGCAAUUUAGUGGGAUACAUUAACGCCGUCAUUAAUUCCACAAUCUGCUCGUGGUGUUGUAUGGGUGUACCAUCGCUUUUCCUGAACCCUCGCUGCUUCCAGACUGCCCCAAAUAAAUGACACACCCCAUGUGCAUAUGCUGAAUCAGUAUAGCUAAUAACUGUUUUCCGUUUUCCCAGGAUGCAAGCUGCAGUAAGUGCUUUUAGUUCAGCUAACUGAGCUGAGCAUGGCUGAGGACAAUAUUCUGCUAUUACCUCUUUAAAAUCUUCUCCUUGCUUUUGUACUACUGCAUAGCCUGCAUGAUUUCCCACAUGAUCCUUAUAACAGGAUCCAUCCACAAAAUACUCUUCUAUGCACUCUUCCCCCACACUGGACAAUGGGGUUGACUCCAAGUCUGGUCUUAAUCGAGUAAAUGUCAAUGAGUCUGCUACACAGUCAUGUGCUUGUCCCUCAAACUCCAAAGGGAUUCUUUCAGCUGUAUUUAUUGUUGUGCAUCGUUUAAUGGAAACAUCUGGAUAGGUCAGUAGAGUCAUUUAUUCUAAAGUUCUAGCAUUGGUAAGAACAAACUUUCCUUUUUCUAUCAGUUCCACUAUUUUAUGGUGUGUAUGUAUUGUUACCGGGUAUUCCAUAGUAAUUGUGGACGCUUUGUCAUAUGCAUAUUGUAAUGCAGCUAAAUCUUGAUAGCAGGGUGGAUAUCCCUGAGCAACAGAAUCUAGUUUAGAACUAUAAUAAGCAAUGGGUUGUUUUCGUCUUCCACUGCACGUCUCUUGCAUAAGUACCGCCGUCGCAUACUUAUCACAUCUGUUUGCCACAUACAACAAGAAUGGUUUUGUGUAAUCUGGGGCUGCUAGUGCCGGAGCUGACUGCAUUUCCUUCUUCAUUGUUUCAAAUGCAGUCAAUGCAUCACUGUUCCAUUCCAGGCUUGCUCUAAGGUGUAGUUGUCCUGCUUCUUUCAUGAUUUCUCGCAGAGGAGCAGAUUUAACCGCAUACUCCUCUAUCCAGUCUGAGCUGAAUCCAGUCAUCCCUAGGAACGUCAUCAUCUGAGCAACUGUUUGAGGGAGCGGUGCCUUGCUGAUUCCUUCCAGUUGUCCUGGGGCUAUUGCCUUUGUCCCAUGUGCAAUUGUUCUUCCUAGAUAUUCAACUUGAGAUUGGCAGUACUGAAGUUUCGUUUUUGACACCUUGUGUCCUCCUUCUGCCAUUCGCUUUAAAAUCUUCAUAGAAUCAGUAUGGCAUUGUUCUAAGGAGGGAGCACAGAUCAACAGAUCAUCCACAUACUGGAUCAAUGUUCCUUCUAGUAUUAGAUCUUCUUGGUCUGUUCUUAACACCUGAUUAAACACAUGCGGAGAAUGCUUAAAUCCCUGUGGCGUCCGAGUAUAUGUGUACUGUUUACCUUUGUAGGUAAAUGCAAACAAGUGUCUGCACUCUUCUGCCAGGGGCACACUAAAAAAUGCUCCACAUAGGUCAAUCACUGUGAAGUACUUGGCUUCUGGGGGAACAUUGGUGAGUAGCGUAUGAGGGUUUGGAACAUCAGCAGGCCAAUCUUGUACUAUGUCAUUUAUGGCCCUUAAGUCAUGUACCAGCCUCCCAUCUGCUUUAAGGACCGGCAAUAAAGGUGUGUUACAACAACUUUGUGUUUCUAUCAGUACUCCUGCUUUUAUCAGUCCUUCGAUUGUGACGUUGAUACCCUCUUCUGCUUCAGGUUUCAUAUGGUAUUGAGCCCUCCAAGGGGGCUUGACAUCUGGCUUUGUUUUGAUGAACACAGGACAUGCUGAUUUUACCAAUCCAACAUCUGUAUCAUGUUGUGACCAUACCUCGUGAGGUAUGUUUUUCUCCAUUUCCUUUCUGUGCUGGAUUUCUAAUUAUUUUGCUUCCCCUAGCUGUGCUAGCUGUUGGGAUGUAACUUCCACUUCCCUUGGGUCCCCAGUCAUUACUGUGGUAUGGUGUAUCUUGAUGAAAGCUUUAUCUUUUGAGUGAUAAAUCAAUGGGUUAUCUGUCUUGUUCCAUUGAAUUGUUUUUGCUCGCUUCAUCAUGGGGCCCAAAUCCUUUGCCUCCAUUCCCUUGUUCACCAGCAAGGUAAUGUGUGGGGCAGCUUCAGAAACAUUGUACCAUUUUGCCACAAAGUCUGAUCCGUCCAUGUCCGUCACCUCCAUUGCUGCUCCUUGUUUUCCUAUAAUUAUGUACUGAGACAUUAUUGGUACCGAUUUCCCAUUUGCAUUUAACAACCACAGUUGUUCUAAGAGAUCAUCACGAUAAGGAUCAUAUUGCAUGGUGCAAUGAUAUUCUGACUUUCCUCUUUCUGCCUCUGGUAUCUGAGCCUGAAUAAACCUUCCCCAUUUCCUGACUACCUUAUCUACAUCUGUCUCAAUAUUCCCUAACCAAUAAACAUUUGAUGUAUCCUGCUUCAUUACCAUUUGUAAGUUUAACCCUGCCUUGUCUACAAUUACCCCUUCAGAGGAACAUCAAAUUUGUAUACCAAUUUUUUCAUAGUGUUGUGAUACAAAUAUAGGAAGGGUUGCGGAUUUGUCAUCCGCUAUUAGGCGAACUGGAGCUGUCAUUGGAAUUAACUGUGUUUGUCCCGAGAAUCCUACAGUUUUGGCAUAUUUGCCAGACAUGGGGAGGUGAGAGGCAUAAUUUGGACUUAGACAGGUGUAAGUGGCUCCAGUGUCGACCAUCAUGGGUGUGCCUCUGUUCUCUAUUUGAACCUGCAGCAUAGGCUCUUGAUAAGCUCGCGUAGUUAGUACUGAAAACUGACCCUCCGCUGUAGGAUUAUCUGGGCACCCCUACUACCCCUGAUUAGGCCCUGCCCAUGGAUUCACAGGACCUUGGAUUUGUUGCUGAUUUUGUUGCCAGCCGUCAGUUUGCUUCCAAUUAUUUUGGUUGCUGUUCCCCCCUGCUGUUGCCAGGGGUUUGUGAGGCAGUUUCGUCUGAUAUGCCCUGGCUGUUGGCAUCCCCAGCAAAUUCCAGGUGGCCCUUGUGGGCCCCAAUUUCCUCCUUUUUGAUUGUUUUGCUGAGAUUUUUGCUGUUUAUUGUUAUUAUUCCAUCGUCGGGGUUGUUGUGCAUACACAUUCACUACUGGUGAUGUGGGUUGUACUUGGGCCUGUGGUGCAGGAGGCGGAUAUGGCCCUCCUGGAGUGACUGCAGCCACCAUUCCUGUUUUAGUCAUAGGUGCUGUUACUGGGGCCUGGAUUUUCUUUUUCCCUCUGUUUGUCAGUUCUUCCAAAUUUAGUUGAGUCAACUUCCUCUGAAUCUCUCUCCCCUGCUUUAUAAGUCUCUGUUCAUCCUUUCUGUGUUUUUCUACUGCAUGUAUCACAUGGUCACAGAAUUCUUUGUUUGUCUUUGAGGUUAGUCCCACCACAUCCUCCAGCCUGCUUCUCACUGGUUGGGGCAUGGCCUCUAUUAUUGAGUUUCGGAAUAGAGUUGUCAUCAGUGGGUCCCCCUCUGGAUCUCGUUCUGUCUCCAGUCUCCAUCGUUUCAUCUGUUCAUGUAGAUAGGCAGCUGGAUUCUCAGUUUCUCCCAGUGUCCCCCCUUUCAGUGACUUGGGGUCAAUUCUUGCCGGAUAUUCCAGUCUCAGUGCUCGCCAGACUUCAGGGCGGUGUGAAUCAAAGUCCAUCCCAUCUCCUUGUGGGCCACUCACUUCUCUCCUCAGGUCACUGUUCCCCAGUAUAUCCUCAAUUUUUGCCUUUCUAAUCACCCUUGCCUUCAGAUCCCCCACAGCCAGCAGUUUCCCCAUGGUUUGUUCCUCAAAAAUUCUUAUCCAUUUUCCUGCCCCAUCAUGCAAAUCUGGCAGACGGGCAACCAAUCCUUCCAGGUCCUGUGAUCUCGGAACAUAGUGAGCCUGGGUACCUUUUAUUAGAAUUGGAUAUUGUCCCUUGUAUUUUUCAGGUCUUCUCAAUGUUCUCCUAUUCCGCAACCUUUCUUCCCUUACGCCUUGAUUGCAAUCUCCCCAUAUUUCAGCUGCUGCUCCUUCUUCCUCCUCUAGCUCUCUGCCUGUCCGCUGUCUUACCUCACUCUGCUCCCUCUCUAUAUCUUCCUUUUCUCUCAAUAUUCUCCUCAUCCUGUCCAUUUAUUUCUCUAUUAGUUCGUUUGUUGCUUCAAUUUCUGCCAUUUCUUCAUCUGAGAGUUCUCCAUCAUCUCUCUUCGUCACUUUCAUUCUUCCCAAUGCUUCCCUCAGCUCUCCAUAGCAGUCCAAUCUGUUUGGCUUGAUUUCUGCCCUUCGCUUGAUUCCUUCAGUUUUCUUUGAGUCUUUUUCCAUCCUUUGGGAGGAUGUAAACAAAGUCUUUCUUCUUCCAUUUCUAUUUCUCCUUUUAUUGAUACUACUCCGGACACUUGGGGAUAUUGUCCACCAACAGGGGGAAAGGUAUUUGAUCCCCUGCUGAUUUUGUACGUUUGCCCACUGACAAAGACAUGAUCAGUCUAUAAUUUUAAUGGUAGGUUUAUUUGAACAGUGAGAGACAGAAUAACAACAAAAAAAUCCAGAAAAAUGCAUGUCAAAAAUGUUAUGAAUUGAUUUGCAUUUUAAUGAGGGAAAUAAGUAUUUGACCCCUCUGCAAAACAUGACUUAGUACUUGGUGGCAAAACCCUUGUUGGCAAUCACAGAGGUCAGACGUUUCUUGUAGUUGGCCACCAGGUUUGCACACAUCUCAGGAGGGAUUUUGUCCCACUCCUCUUUGCAGAUCUUCUCCAAGUCAUUAAGGUUUCGAGGCUGACGUUUGGCAACUCAAACCUUCAGCUCCCUCCACAGAUUUUCUAUGGGAUUAAGGUCUGGAGACUGGCUAGGCCACUCCAGGACCUUAAUGUGCUGCUUCUUGAGCCACUCCUUUGUUGCCUUGGCCGUGUCUUUUGGGCCAUUGUCAUGCUGGAAUACCCAUCCAUGACACUUUUAUCCAGUUCUCCUCUGAAUCAUUCAGAUGUUCAUUGGCAAACUUCAGAUGGGCCUGUAUAUGUGCUUUCUUGAGCAGGGGGACCUUGCGGGCGCUGCAGGAUUUCAGUCCUUCACGGCGUAGUGUGUUACCAAUUGUUUUCUUGGUGACUAUGGUCCCGGUUGCCUUGAGAUCAUUGACAAGAUCCUCCUGUGUAGUUCUGGGCUGAUUCCUCACUGUUCUAAUGAUAAUUGCAACUCCACGAGGUGAGACAUUGCAUGGAGCCCCAGGCCGAGGGAGAUUGACAGUUAUUUUGUGUUUCUUCCAUUUGCGAAUAAUCGCACCAGCUGUUGUCACCUUCUCACCAAGCUGCUUAGCGAUGGUCUUGUAGCCCAUUCCAGCCUUGUGUAGGUCUACAAUCUUGUUCCUGACAUUCUUGGAGAGCUCUUUGGUCUUGGCCAUGGUGGAGAGUUUGGAAUCUGAUUGAUUGAUUGCUUCUGUGGACAGGUGUCUUUUAUACAGGUAACAAGCUGAGAUUAGGAGCACUCCCUUUAAGAGUGUGCUCCUAAUCUCAGCUCGUUACCUGUAUAAAAGACACAUGGGAGCCAGAAAUCUUUCUGAUUUACAGGGGGUCAAAUACUUAUUUCCCUCAUUAAAAUGCAAAUCAAUUUAUAACAUUUUUGACAUGCGUUUUUCUGGAUUUUUGUUGUUGUUAUUCUGUCUCUCACUUUUCAAAUAAACCUACCAUUAAAAUUAUAGACUGAUCCUUUCUUUGUCAGUGGGCAAACGUACAAAAUCAGCAGGGGAUCAAAUACUUUUUCCCCUCACUGUAUGGUGGAGGUCCCACAGACCAAUCUGCUUUCUUUUUGUUUGUUUUCUCAUCAUCUUUUCUCAACAUGUUUCUGGCUUCUCACAUGUUCUUUAGCAAUCAUUUUCCUUCCAUUUUGAACAUGUUGAGUACGUCUUUUUCCCUCUUUCUUUUGGCGCUUCCCUUCUUUCCUGUCUUUUGCUUUAUGGUUCUUUAUCAGUGUUUCCAUUUCCUCACACACCGAUACAUCAAAUGUUCCUCCUUCUGGCCAUUUGGUGCCCAUUUUCCUGGUGCGUUUCUCCCAUUUUCUAGAUGUUUUCUUCCUUGCCUAAGGGAUACCUAGCACUCAGUAUUUCUACCGCCGUUUCAUUCAUAUUUAUGGCCUAUAUUUUUUACUUCCUUUUUAAUCUAUUUUAGUAUUCGUCCUAUUUAUUUAUUUAUCCUUCUUAAUCCUUUUAUAUUAGUAUUCCCUUUUUAUUGUUAAACAAUUUGUGCUUCUUUGAUUAUUGUUUGGUCAGAACGUAUUUAUUAUUAAUGGGCAUUUGACAGUCUCUUUAUGUAAUAAUAAUAUAAUAUCUCCUGAUGUCCACUUUUCUUUUGUGUGGAACACCUCAUGAAUCUUUCCCUUGCUAGUGUUUUUUCUUAGCUUUAAAUCACUCAGCUAUAUUCUUUAUGUAAUAAUAAUAUAAUAUCUCCUGAUGUCCACUUUUCUUUUGUGUGGAACACCUCAUGAAUCUUUCCCUUGCUAGUGUUUUUCUUAACUUUAAAUCACUCAGCUAUAUGUGUGUUUCUACCCCUAUGAGCAUUCAAACACCAUUCACUCUUCCUCUCCUGGUGCGAGACCGGGUGCAUCCUUCCUACCAGGUUACACUUAAGUAACAGUCCAGGAAAGGUGCGCCAACCUUUCUCAACCAAAGACAGAAACUUCAAAAGACCUCAAAUACAGUUUCUCUCCUCAACACAGAAAAUAAGCUAUCAUCUGCAGGAUUUCUUAUUAUUCUCAUUCAUACAGAUGAGUAGCCACCCGUGCCCAAAUGAAUCAGACAGUUAAAUGACUCACAGUAGCCCAAGCAAACCACUCAUCCACAUGAGAUGAUCAGACCUACUCUAUCUAACUCUUUCUCUAUAUUUUGAAGCCUUAGUGGCUGUUUAACCCAUUCACCUACUCAGGAUGACCGGUGUUAACUCCAAUUUUUGGCGUCACCUACUCCCGAUUACCUAACUUUUUACCUGAUCGACCCUUUCUGAUUCACUUCCCCGACACAAGAAAUACGAUUUUAUACAGGAUUUCUAUCUACAUAUAUAGCCCUCUAGGUGAUUCACUUCCUCGACACACCCUUACUGGACUUCUAUCUUACGCUUUCCUAAGCGACCUGUAAAUUCGGCCCUUUCUUCUGACACAGAAAAAAGCGGUAGUACAAACGAUUUCUGCCUACCUAAGCGGCCCUCUAAAGAUGCACUUCCUUUUUUACUUUAGAGCGGUAUCUGUAGGACUUUGUACCUAUUUAUUAUCUGAUCGUUCAAACAGAUAAACAGCCGCCCGUGCCGAAAUGACCCAGACAAAGUGAUCAGCAAGAUGAAUCAAAUGAAUCGACCAGACGCAUCAGAUGAGCAGCCGAGCGACCCCGAUGACUGAAUGCACGAAUUGAGCAAUCAAAUUUUACAUUUUACAUUUUAGUCAUUUAGCAGACGCUCUUAUCCAGAGCGACUUACAGUUAGUGAGUGCAUACAUUUUAAUUUUUUUAUACUGGAAUCGAACCCACAACCCUGGCAUUACAAAUGCCAUGCUCUACCAACUGAGCUACAUCCCUGCCGGCCAUUCCCUCCCCUACCCUGGACGACGCUGGGCCAAUUGUGUGCCGCCCCAUGGGUCUCCCGGUCGCGGCCGGCUACGACAGAGCCUGGAUCAAACAGAUCGAUCAGACCAUCCAGAUGAGCACCCUGAAUGAGACAGAUGAAUCAUCCAACCCAACCACAACCAAUUGAAUCACAAUGGCUUAAACAGAAUAACCAGCAGGACGAACAAAUGAAUCAGAUGACCUGAACAGACGGUCCAGACAAACAAACCAAGUGACAUUUGACGGGUACAAGACACGUCAAACAAAACAGUCAAAUUAGUCAAACGGAUGCAAUCACACUGACUGAAUGAUCAACCCAAAUGAAACAGAUAACUCACCCUACCCAACCACAAUGAAUGAACCACACCGACCCAAACACACCAUCCACCCACUCGGACCGAGUAGAUCUACGCUUAUUAUUUUCUACGUAUUGCAACCCUCGAGGCUUUUUAUUAUUAUUAUUUUAUUUAUUUUUUAUUAUUUUUUAUCCCUUAACAUGUAUUUUUUAAUCCAAAAGCUCCCAGUCUCAUAUUUUCUGGUUCUUAAAUUUGGAGAGACUUACUUGGUAUUCUGCAGCUGAGGCCGGGCCCCGGAUCGAACCACACAAACUUUAUACUAUAUAAGUAAGAACUUGGCUUACCUUUUUAAAAGCGGCCACUUUUGUUUGUAUGGUCCGUCCAAGCCGUUUCACAACCGCAGAUGUCCACCGUCUCUGGACCUGUUUUCAACUCCUGGCAACGCUCGCCAUUUAUGUCGUAGAAAUAUUUGAUUCAAAAGUAGUUAACUCAAAAAUAUCUCUCACGAAACUGGAGCUUGUGAAUCCAAAAAUUAUACUUUAUUAUUGCGUAACAAAGCCGAGCUGCUCCAUGGAACACCCGAUUGCCCUUGGCUUAAAGAUCUCCUUUUAUACACAUACAAAUGCAUAGGCAUGCUUACAUAGAAUACACAGUUACUCCCCCUAAGAUAAAUGAUUAACAUCUUUCACCGUCACGCCACCGUUAUCUUUCAAAGUCCAAUAACACAUGUUGUUUACUCUUACAAGAGCUACGUACGCUUUCCAGUUGAGGCCUCUUUCCCUUAUCUCUUUAUAUUGCUGGCGUGACUCAGACACUUUCUUAAAAAAUAAUAUACAUACAUUGAUUAAAGCAGGGUUACACACUAUAUACCUUAUUUAGACAUACAUCUGGAUUAUAAAAAUGUCAAUCAUGUUUACUAUAUUUUACCUUUGACAUUUCCCAACAUUUUGACUUAAUGAUACAUAAUUAAUUUCCAUAAUAUAUAUAUGUAUAUAUAUAUAUAGUGGGGAGAACAAGUAUUUGAUACACUGCCGAUUUUGCAGGUUAUCCUACUUACAAAGCAUGAAGAGGUCUGUCAUUUUUAUCAUAGGUACACUUCAACUGUGAGAGACGGAAUCUAAAACAAAAAUCCAGAAAAUCACAUUGUAUGAUUUUUAAGUAAUUAAUUUGCAUUUUAUUGCAUGACAUAAGUAUUUGAUCACCAACCAACCAGUAAGAAUUCCGGCUCUCACAGACCUGUUAGUUUUUCUUUAAGAAGCCCUCCUGUUCUCCCCUCAUUACCUGUAUUAACUGCACCUGUUUGAACUCAUUACCUGUAUAAAAUACACCUGUCCACACAAUCAAUCAAACAGACUCCAAACUCUCCACAAUGGCCAAGACCAGAGCGCUGUGUAAGGACAUCAGGGUUAAAAUUGUAGACCUGCACAAGGCUGGGAUGGGCUACAGGACAAUAGGCAAGCAGCUUGGUGAGAAGGCAACAACUGUUGGCGCAAUUAUUAGAAAAUGGAAGAAGUUCAAGAUGACGGUCAAUCACCCUCGGUCUGGGGCUCCAUGCAAGAUCUCACCUCGUGGGGCAUCAAUGAUCAUGAGGAAGGUGAGGGAUCAGCCCAGAACUACAUGGCAGGACCUGGUCAAUGACCUGAAGAGAGCUGGGACCACAGUCUCAAAGAAAACCAUUAGUAACACAUUACGCCGUCAUGGAUUAAAAUCCUGCAGCGCAAGGCAGGUCCCCCUGCUCAAGCCAGCGCAUGUCCAGGCCUGUCUGAAGUUUGCCAAUGACCAUCUGGAUGAACCAGAGGAGGAAUGGGAGAAGGUCAUGUGGUCUGAUGAGACAAAAAUAGAGCUUUUUGGUCUAAACUCCACUAGCCGUGUUUGGAAGAAGAAGAAGGAUGAGUACAACCCCAAGAACACCAUCCCAACCGUGAAGCAUGGAGGUGGAAAAAUCAUUCUUUGGGGAUGCUUUUCUGCAAAGGGGAUAGGACGACCGCACCAUAUUGAGGGGAGGAUGGAAGGGGCCAUGUAUCGCGAGAUCUUGGCCAACAACCUCCUUACCUCAGUAAGAACAUUGAAGUUGGGUCGUGGCUGGGUCUUCCAGCAUGACAACGACCGAAAACACACAGCCAGGGCAACUAAGGAGUGGCUCCGUAAGAAGCAUCUCAAGGUCCUGGAGUGGCCUAGCCAGUCUCCAGAACUGAACCCAAUAGAAAAUCUUUGGAGGGAGCUGAAAGUCCGUAUUGCCCAGCGACAGCCCCGAAACCUGAAGGAUCUGGAGAAGGUCUGUAUGGAGGAGUGGGCCAAAAUCCCUGCUGCAGUGUCUGCAAACCUGGUCAAGACCUACAGGAAACGUAUGAUCUCUGUACUUGCAAACAAAGGUUUCUGUACCAAAUAUUAAGUUCUGCUUUUCUGAUGUAUCAAAUACUUAUGUCAUGCAAUAAAAAGCAAAUUAAUUACUUAAAAAUCAUACAAUGUGAUUAUCUGGAUUUAUAUUUGGUUACUAAAUCAUUCCAUAUGUGUUAUUUCAUAGUUUUGAUGUCUUCACUAUUAUUCUACAUUGUAGAAAAUAGUAAAAAUAAAGAAAAACCUGGAAUGAGUAGGUGUCCAAACUUAUGACUGGUACUGUAUACACACACACAUACACACACAUACACAUUUCCCAUCACAUACAUACAUGCCGGACUCCAACAUCGGUUGUCAUAAUAUUUUUACUUUUAAACUUGUAUUGUUGUGUAUUGUUAGAAAUUACUGCAGUGUUUGCUAGGAACACAAGUAUUUCAAUACACCCGCAAUAACAUCUGCUAAUAUGUGUAUGUGACCAAUCAAAUGUGAUUUUGAUUUAGUUCAUGUAAAACGUUUGGGGUAACCAGUCACUGCAGAUGACUAAAUACAUGUUGGCAAGCUUAUAAUCGUUCUUCGUUUUAUCAUGAGCUGGUUCAUUUGAGUUCAUAACGUUGCGUGUCAUUCUUCUCAGGGAACUUUGAGCUGGUCAGCCUAUUGUUGGAGAGAGGGGCGGAUCCUAUGACCGGAACCAUGUACAGAAAUGGCAUCUCAUCUGCCCAAUCCGGGGACAUGAGCUCAUACAGCCUGGCAGCAUCUCAUGGCCACAGGUAACAUACACUCACACCAGUGGAGGCUCCUCAGAGGAGGAAGGGGAGAACCAUCUACUCAGUGUUUUUUUUUUUUCAUUUAUUUUAAAGUGAAACUUGUGAAAAAUGUUAGCAUUUGUAGAUAAAACUGUGCUAAAUAUAUUAAGGCCACCGAAUACAGUGGGGUAAAAAAGUAUUUAGUCAGCCACCAAUUGUGCAAGUUCUCCCACUUAAAAAGAUGAGAGAGGCCUGUAAUUUUCAUCAUAGGUACACGUCAACUAUGACAGACAAAUUGAGGAAAAGAAAUCCAGAAAAUCACAUUGUAGGAUUUUUUAUGAAUUUAUUUGCAAAUUAUGGUGGAAAAUAAGUAUUUGGUCACCUACAAACAAGCAAGAUUUCUGGCUCUCACAGACCUGUAACUUCUUCUUUAAGAGGCUCCUCUGUCCUCCACUCGUUACCUUUAUUAAUGGCACCUGUUUGAACUUGUUAUCAGUAUAAAAGACACCUGUCCACAACCUCAAACAGUCACACUCCAAACUCCACUAUGGCCAAGACCAAAGAGCUGUCAAAGGACACCAGAAACAAAAUUGUAGACCUGCACCAGGCUGGGAAGACUGAAUAUGCAAUAGGUAAGCAGCUUGGUUUGAAGAAAUCAACUGUGGGAGCAAUUAUUAGGAAAUGGAAGACACUGAUAAUCUACCUCGAUCUGGGGCUAAACACGCAAGAUCUCACCCUGUGGGGUCAAAAUGAUCACAAGAACGGUGAGCAAAAAUCCCAGAACCACACGGGGGAACCUAGUGAAUGACCUGCAGAGAGCUGGGACCAAAGUAACAAAGCCUACCAUCAAUAACACACUACGCCGCCAGGGACUCAAAUCCUGCAGUGCCAGACGUGUCCCCCUGCUUAAGCCAGUACAUGUCCAGGCCCGUCUGAAGUUUGCUAGAGUGCAUUUGGAUGAUCCAGAAGAGGAUUGGGAGAAUGUCAUAUGGUCAGAUGAAACCAAAAUAGAACUUUUUGGUAAAAACUCAACUCGUCGUGUUUGGAGGACAAAGAAUGCUGAGUUGCAUCCAAAGAACACCAUACCUACUGUGAAGCAUGGGGGUGGAAACAUCAUGAUUUGGGGCUGUUUUUCUGCAAAGGGACCAGGACGACUGAUCCGUGUAAAGGAAAGAAUGAAUGGGGCCAUGUAUUGUGAGAUUUUGAGUGAAAACCUCCUUCCAUCAGCAAGGGCAUUGAAGAUGAAACGUGGCUGGGUCUUUCAGCAUGACAAUGAUCCCAAACACACCGCCCGGGCAACGAAGGAGUGGCUUCGUAAGAAGCAUUUCAAGGUCCUGGAAUGGCCUAGCCAGUCUCCAGAUCUCAACCCCAUAGAAAAUAUUUGGAGGGAGUUGAAAGUCCAUGUUGCCCAGCGACAGGCCCAAAACAUCAAUGCUCUAGAGGAGAUCUGCAUGGAGGAAUGGGCCAAAAUACCAGCAACAGUGUGUGAAAACCUUGUGAAGACUUACAGAAAACGUUUGACCUGUGUCAUUGCCAACAAAGGGUAUAUAACAAGAUAUUGAGAAACUUUUGUUAUUGACCAAAUACUUAUUUUCCACCAUAAUUUGCAAAUAAAUUCAUUAAACAUCCUACAAUGUGAUUUUGUAGGAUGAUGUGCUCCUGAGUGGCGCAGUGGUGUGCUCCUGAGUGUGCAGUGGUCUAAGGCAUUGCAUCGCAGUGCUAACUGUGCCACUAGAGAUCCUGGUUCGAAUCCAGGCUCUGUCGCAGCCGGCCGCGACCGGGAGACUCAUGGGCGUCGCACAAUUGGCCCAGUGUCGUCCAGGGUAGGGGAGGGAAUGGCCGGCAGGGAUGUAGCUCAGUUGAUAGAGCAUGGCGUUUGCAACGCCAGGGUUGUGAGUUCGAUUCCCACGGGGGGCCAGUAUAAAAAAAAAAAUGUAUUCACUAACUGUAAGUCGCUCUGGAUAAGAGCGUCUGCUAAAUGACUAAAAUGUAAAAAUGUUCUGUAUUUUUUUUUCUCAUUUUGUCUGUCAUAGUUGACGUGUACCUAUGAUGAAAAUUACAGGCCUCUCUCAUCUUUUUAAGUGGGAGAACUUGCACAAUUGGUGGCUGACUAAAUACUUAUUUUCCCCACUGUAACUGAUUGAAAAAAAUAUAUGUUUUGCAAUGAAGGUCUGCAGUAGCCUCAACAUCAUGCUCUAGGGUGGCACCAUGGUGUAGCCGGAGGGCAGCUAUUUCUGUCCUCCUCUGGGUAUAUUACAUUUUCAUUUUAGUCAUUUAGCAGACGCUCUUAUCCAGAGCGACUUACAGUUAGUUAUUGCAUACAUUUUCAUACUGGCUCCCCGUGGGAAACGAACCCACAACCCUGGCGUUGCAAGCGCCAUGCUCUACCAACUGAGCUACAGGGGACUUCAAUAUAAAACCUAGGAGGCUCAUGGUUCUCAUCCCCUUCCAUAAACUUACACAGUAAUUAUGAUGACUUCUGGAGGAUGUCCUCCAUCCUAUCAGAGCUCUUGCAGUAUGAACUAACAUCUUGUCCACCCAAUCAAAGGAUAAGAGAAUGACUCUAGUAGCGAAAGCAUAAACUACAUAUAGGUAGCACUACAGUGCAUAAAGUGUGGUGAGUAGUUGACUCAAAGAGAGAGAAAGACAAUAGCUGAACCGUUUUGAACAAAUCCAUUUCUUCAAAAAUGAAGGAGAAGCAGCGUAUAUAUUUUGAUGUCAUUUUUUUCUUGUUAAUGUACCUUUCACUUACUUAGCUAAUGCAGCCAAUUUAGCAUACUCAACAGCCAUACUCAACAGCCAAUUUAACCUUGUACACAUCGAUCGGAUUGUUGGUUUACUAAUGCGUUAGUUCUAGUUUGUUGACAUCGGACACCCUCUAACUUCGAACACUCUCGGUUGGAGGACUAAAUCACCUCGAGCUCAAAUGGACUGGAAAAUAAUGGUAAGUUUUGCGACUAAAGACACCCUUCUAUCUAGCUGACCACCGAUUUUCAGUGCAAUUUAUGUAAGUUAAGUUAGGUUUUGAGAGUUUUCAAAAAAGUUAUAUAUGUACACAUUUUGUGGGACAAGCUGCAUAUUGUAAAAUUCGACUGCGCGACAGACCACACAUAAUUUAAUAUCCAACUUUUUACCUCUGAAAUAUAGCUAACGGAUUUUCUAAUGUUGCUAGCUUAGUUUCUAAAUGUUGAUAGAACGGCUAAGACAGCAAAAAGGAAAGAAAUUGUAAGCGUUAGAUAAUACAUAUCACGGAAAAAGCUGAAUGUUGUCAAGCUUUACCGUAUCAAAAUUGGAGUCCACUGACGGAGGCGUUUUUGCACAAUCUGCAAAAAUGGAUUUGGAACUUUAAACCAUGAACUUUUUGACACCUAUCACUGUUGGCUAUGUUUCAUCUUACAACAGCUACAUAGAGGCAGUAUUUAGUCAAAUGUUACAAUGUAUGCAUCAAUAUUAAACUAAUUGGGACACUAAUUUUCAUUGCAGAUAACAUCAAACAAAAAACGUGGGUACACUUUCAGUUAUUGUGAAAACUUUCAUCACCUUUCAAUGCCUUAGCUUUGAAAUGUAAAUGUUUAUACUUAUUCAGAUUUAGUUAUCUUUCUAAAAUGUGUAUAGUAUGCCAAGUUAUUUAGCGACAUGUAUUUACUACCACAGCAUGGAGAAAGUCAAGAGGAAGCAGUGGAGUGAGGUGGACAUGUUCCAUGCCAUGGAGGACUGCAGAGCAGGCAUGCCUAUCCGCCAGGCUGCCAAGGUUAGGCAUCUUUUGUUUUUAGGAGAUUACCAUGUGUAUGUGAAUUAUAUCUGCUAGUAACAGUUUUAUUUUCUUAUCUAACUAGGUGCAUGGUGUACCUCGGCAGACCCUGGCGGACAGGCUGAGCGGCCGGGUGACCCAUGGUUGUCGCAGUGGACCACCCACAUUGCUUGCACCAGAGGAUGAAAAUCUGUAUCUACUGCGCCAGCCAUGGGUUCCCCUUCACCAGACAGAGGCUGAUGAAAUAUGCCGACAAAAUACGCAGGUAUUUGGUGUUCUAUGUGUUUAUGUAUGUAGAUUGGUGGACUGACUGUUCUCAAUGUGUGUGAUGUAAAUGUGGAUGUGUAUGGUGAAGCCAAAACAAACAUUUUCAUCCUGGAUGGACAGUUAUAUAUUCUAUUCUAUUGUAGGUUUCGGCACCCAAGGGAAAGAAUCCCACCACUGGGGAAGAGGUGGUGGGAAAUGUUCAGGAGGAGGCACAAGAACCUGAGCAUGAGGAGGCCGGACACCCUGGACAGGGGGAGAGCUGAGUGUGCCACACGUCCGACGAUGGACACCUUCUUCACUUCUUAUGAGAAGCACUUGGAGGAGAGUGGGUUGAGGGAGAAACCCAGACAAAUCUAUACCCCAAGUGUUUCCCCGGUGGCCACUACACACUGGGACGCCAUCGCCUUUGCUGGACCCCCUGCUGGAACCACUCCUGACAACUGCAUCAGCACUGCCAGUGCCUCCCAGUGUGCAACACCUGUAGGAGCUGCCGGAGACCCCAGCUGCAGAUGAAGGCCAUGUGCCUACUCUCCCGGCCACACCAUCGUCGGCCCCUCUACCCCACCAUUACAAACACCAGCUCCUCCAAGCCAUCGGCGGCGGUUUUGUCCACCACCACCACGAUGCACACCACCCCCCCGUCUGUCACCACCAACACGGCCUCCCCUGGACCAACUGCCUCCUCCAUCUCCCCUGAUCACACCACCAUAGCAGCCUCGUCUGGUGUCCCUGCCCCCUGCAAUUUGAAUACCGCCACCUCCACAGGUAAACAUUUUACAUUUUAGUCAUUUAGCAGACGCUCUUAUCCAGAGUGACUUAGAGUUAGUGAGUGCAUACAAUUUUUUUACACAUGUUAAAUUACGAAAAUCUGUUAUCUGUUUUAUAAAACAUCAAUGUAAAAAAAUAUAUACAGUGGGGAAAACAAGUAUUUGAUACACUGCCGAUUUUGCAGGUUUUCCUACUUACAAAGCAUGUAGAGGUCUGUAAUUUUUAUCAUAGGUACACUUCAACUGUGAGAGACAGAAUCUAAAACAAAAAUCCAGAAAAUCACAUUGUAUGAUUUUUAAGUAAUUAAUUUGCAUUUUAUUGCAUGACAUAAGUAUUUGAUCACCUACCAACCAGUAAGAAUUCCGGCUCUCACAGACCUGUUCGUUUUUCUAUAAGAAGCCCUCCUGUUCUCCACUCAUUACCAGUAUUAACUGCACCUGUUUGAACUCGUUACCUGUAUAAAAAGACACCCGUCCACACACUCAAUAAAACAGACUUCAACCUCUCCACAAUGGCCAAGACCAGAGAGCUGUGUAAGGACAUCAGGGAUAACAUUGUAGACCUGCACAAGGCUGGGAUGGGCUACAGGACAAUAGGCAAGCAGCUUGGUGAGAAGUUAACAACUGUUGGUGCAAUUAUUAGAAAAUGGAAGAAGUUCAAGAUGACGGUCAAUCACCCACGGUCUGGGGCUCCAUGCAAGAUCUCACCUCGUGGGGCAUUAAUGAUCAUGAGGAAGGUGAGGGAUCAGCCCAGAACUACAUGGCAGGACCUGGUCAAUGACCUGAAGAGAGCUGGGACCACAGUCUCAAAGAAAACCAUUAGUAACACACUACGCCAUCAUGGAUUAAAAUCCUGCAGCGCACGCAAGGUCCCCCUGCUCAAGCCAGCGCAUGUCCAGGCCCGUCUGAAGUUUGCCAAUGACCAUCUGGAUGAUCCAAAGGAGGAAUGGGAGAAGGUUAUGAGGUGUGAUGAGACAAAAAUAGAGCUUUUUGGUCUAAACUCCACUCGUCGUGUUUGGAGGAAGAAGAAGGAUGAGUACAACCCCAAGAACACCAUCCCAACCGUGAAGCAUGGAGGUGGAAACAUCAUUCUUUGUGGAUGCUUUUCUGCAAAGGGGACAGGACGACUGCACCGUAUUGAGGGGAGGAUGGAUGGGGCCAUGUAUCGCGAGAUCUUGGCCAACAACCUCCUUCCCUCAGUAAGAGCAUUGAAGAUGGGUCGUGGCUGGGUCUUCCAGCAUGACAACGACCCGAAACACACAGCCAGGGCAACUAAGGAGUGGCUCCGUAAGAAGCAUCACAAGGUCCUGGAGUGGCCUAGCCAGUCUCCAGACCUGAACCCAAUAGAAAAUCUUUGGAGGGAGCUGAAAGUCCGUAUUGCCCAGCAACAGCCCCGAAACCUGAAGGAUCUGGAGAAGGUCUGUAUGGAGGAGUGGGCCAAAAUCCCUGCUGCAAUGUGUGCAAACCUGGUCAAGACCUACAGGAAACGUAUGAUCUCUGUAAUUGCAAACAAAGGUUUCUGUACCAAAUAUUAAGUUCUGCUUUUCUGAUGUAUCAAAUACUUAUGUCAUGCAAUAACAUGCAAAUUAAAUACUUAAAAAUUAUACAAUGUGAUUUUGUUACAGACCUCUACAUGCUUUGUAAGUAGGAAAACCUGCAAAAUCGGCAGUGUAUCAAAUACUUGUUCUCCCCACUGUAUAUAUCUCUUUACCUGUCUACAGUCCAUAGCACCAGCCCUCAAGUCAUCUCCACCUCCUCCAAAACCUUUGCAGCUUCCUCCAGCGAGGUAUUGAUGUAAAAAAGUUGAAAAGGGUUUUCAUGCAACAUGCUCUGUCAAACACUACUUUUUCUCAAACUGCAGCACAGAAAAGGAAGAGAAAAGCUCCACCGGUCACGUCUGUCACGCCACCCAUGGCACCACUCUCGGGUACUUCAUAAGCUGUUUUUCUCUCUCUCUCAGUUGUAUCAAUUACUAUUGUUGUUGAAGAACUUCUACAUUUUGAAAACCAUAUUAAUAAAUUUGUAUUAUUAUUUUAUUUUUUAUAAAAGAAGACACCACCUGCUGUGCUCGAUGCGGGGAGCAUGAUCCGCCUGCAAGCUCCCCUCAGGAGUGUAGAUCCGAGGUGCCAUGGGUGUGCUGUGACUUCUGUCUGCACUGGUUCCACUGUAGGUGUGUGAAGUGGGAUCAAGAGCUAGCGGCGGAGCUGGAUUUUUAUUGUGAUUUUUGUGACAAAAUAUGGAUGGAGGUCGAGUUUUAAUUGUUUGUUUUGUUUAUGUUCAUAUGAAAUUAUUUAUUUGUACAAAAAAAGUCUAAAAUAUAAUAUAGAUAUAUUUAUUCAAUCCAUCUUGUGUAUUUCUUCCUUUACUUUCCAAGUGCACCUCUGCAACGCAAGCUCCAACAGUGUUUUCAUUGUUUAUGUCAAUGCACAUAACUGAAAUUAACGUUUUAUUUGAUGUAAAUUAUUAACACUCAUAUUUUAGUAUUCAACUGUUAUCUACUUUCUCAAAACAUAACAUUAAUCUGUAAAACAAAUUAUUUGGUUACAACACUGAAUAUGUUGGUGAAGAACCAUUUUUUAAGAGUCCACAGGAGGGUGCACCGGGCUACGCAAUGAAAAGUUGACAGGCAAGUCAUUAUUUUUUACCGGAAGGCUAGCCAACUAGGCAACUAUAAAAAAAUAAAAUUAAAAUAAAAUAAUUAGUCAUUUUGCAGACGCUCUUAUCCAGAGCGACUUACAGGAGCAAUUAGGGUUAAGUGCCUUGCUCAAGGGCACAUCGACAGAUUUUUCACCUAGUCGGCUCGGGGAUUAGAACCAGCGACCUUUCGGUUACUGGCACAACACUCUUAACCACUAAGCUAUCUGCCGCCUAUCUAUCUAGUAAACACUUCGGGUACGUGGUUGGUGUCUCUUUUUUGAACAAAAUUCAACAGAUAUAUCUUGUAAUUGAACAAAAUAGUAAGGUGGCCAAUAACUGGGGACCGUAUGCCGAUAAUACGGGAUGUAUUUAUUUGCUAAACCGCUUAUCAAAAAGCUGAUAAUAGUAGUAUUUCCACUGAAAUGUCAAACAUGCUAAUUGCUAACCCGUUAGCUAACAUUUUUACGACACCAAUAAUCACAUAACAUUGAUGGCUUGAUCAGAAGAUAACACUGUUGAAGGUAAUAUAUUUCUUAAACGCUGUUGAAUAUGCCGAUAAUACGGGGUUCCACGCUAAUAUGGUGACAACGAUGUAGGCUGUGUAGCGGUUAGUGGUUAUGGUAUGAAUGUUUGACUUGGAGAGGUUUUUGCGCCUGGUCACAGACAGCUGUUGUAUUGUGCACUGAAGUCCACAAGCAAAGGGGAAAGCUGAGAGCAGGAGAGUGCGUAGAUGCGAUAAGGAGUUAUACAAGGAGCAAAGUAAUGAUGCUGUGUGUGGCUGCUAUGAAGGUGAACUGUGUGUAUGGGUGAUCAUUCCACUGAUUCUGUUGGAAAAUAUUUCUUAGUCGGAAGCAAUCAGAACGAAACGGAGAGAGACCUACCUGAAUUUUUCCAAUAGAAACUCUUGUUUUGCAACUGUUUGGACUUAAUGAUUACACCCCAGAUCAGCUAGAUGCAGGCAAGAGUGUGCAAGGCAGUACUGAAUGUGUUACUGUGUCACCUUGACUUCUCCAAUUCGUCUAAGCCCUUGGUUCGCGAUAUCUACUAAGCUAACAUAUGGAAUUGUUUUAAGAUGGUCAUUCAAUGGAUCAUUUCGCUAUUUAAUUUAGAAUUUUAGGUCACCUACAGGUAUUCAAUUUUUUAAAUAUAUAUUAUUCAUUAAUGAAUAAAUGGCAAAACAGACAGUCAAAAAAUCUAUCAUAAAGAAUACGGUUUUGAAGUGUCUGUCCUACAUCUAGGAGAUAUAGGGAAACUAUUUUUUUUACACCAAUUUAGUCACUUUGGUUAUGGCACUUUUUACACCCUAUUCACUUUUGUGACAUUUUUUCUUACAUUCCAACAACUCCCCUGAAGCUUGCAUAACGCAAAACAAUUGAGUGCUGAAUGUUCGUGAGAGUCUUACCUGUCGAUGUUGGUAGCUCAAAUGGUUCGGCCAGGGCCGAAUGGUUCGGUUUUAUGAGAAGAAGUCUUCGAAAUUAGGACAUGGGCGUCUGAAAGUUCAGACAACUGCUGUAAAGCUUGUGGAUGUCGUAGACACUGUCGUGUUUGUGAAUGUCUCCUUUGAUGAUGGGGUCGUUUGAGUUGCUAGCUCAAACAGUUCGGAUUUUUCAAACUAUUUCGUGACGAUUUUCUUGUCCGGAUCUUCCGUAUAGAAAACACUGCUUUCAAAAAGCCCCAUGUUAUGGAAUAUGGGCAGAAAGAGGGAAUUGAGCUGCAGCCACUGCAAUAAACGGUAAGCCUCUAGCAUAAACACACACGGACCUACUCAGUAUUCAAAAUGAUGCCACAUGUGACACACGGGCGCGUCAAUCGACUCUAGGUGGUUCUAGGUUGUAGCAACCACAUGAUGAGUAUAGGGCAAAUUCGAGUAUCAUUUAGUAGCCUAAACCUAUCGAUGUUACAUUGAUCUGGGCGAAUGGAAUAUGAAUGACAUUCAUCCAAUAUGCUGUAAUAGAAAUAAGGCCAUGCUAAAAAAAUAUUAUCUUCCUCCCUAAUCUUGAACGGCAGUAACCGCCACACACAGACACACACACACACAUACACCUUAAAGCCUUACGUCACAUUUAUAGAUCACAAACAGCAACCCUGUAUCAAUAUGGGAUAAUAAUGAUGACAGAACCCUGUGAGUUUGUGUUUAGAAUUUUGUGGUCACAUUGAGAUUAGUGGUUGCAAAUACGAUUUGCAAAUGUGUAAUUUAAUUUCGCAAGCUUGUGUCAUGGUGUGAUUUUUUUUUACAACAGUCACAAACUUGUAACUUGACAUUUCAAUACAUUCAUUAAGAUUUGCAAGCAUAAUUUAUUUUCCAAAUUAUUACAAGUCCAUUUACGACUAUAAAUAGUCUGCUGGGAAUCAAAAACACACUUUCAUAUUUUUUAUCUGCGCAUACUCUGAAUUUUGUCACUGUUGUCACGUUACCAAGAGAUGUUUAAGCUUGUAGAAAGUUCUGUAAAUUUCUAGAAAGAGAUUCUGAAUUUAUUCAAAUGUCAAGUCACACGUUUGCAACCCUUGUUACAUUUUUCACACAUUAUGAUACAAGCUUUCGAAAAAAAAAUGUGUACUUGCAACAACGAAUCUCAAUGUGUGACUAUGAAAUUCUAAAUACAACUCACAGGGUUCUGUCAUUAUUAUUAUCCCAGACAUCAAAUACAGAUCCAAUGUGAAUCCAUUGUCCUGCCUUUCACAAAAUAAUACGUCAUCAAACCACUAAACCACUCACAAAUCACAAGCAGGGACGUAACCACAUAUGAGGACACAGAGGUCCGGACAUCUGUCAUUUUGUGUAAUAAAAAAUUAUGACACAAUAAAGAAAAUCUAAUACCAAUCAAAUCCUAUUUGAUUCAUCACAUUCGCCUUACCUUGAAAUGCUUACUUAAAAGCCCUUAACCAACAAUGCAGUUCAAGAAAUAGAGUUAAGAAAAUAUUAAAUAAAAAAGUAACACAAUAACAUUACAUAACAAUAACGAGGCUAUAUACAGGGGGUACCGGCACCUAGUCAAUGUGCAGGUUGGUUGAGGACUUGUGGUCCUCUGUAGCUCAGCUGGUAGAGCACGGCGCUUGUAACGCCAAGGUAGUGGGUUCGAUCCCCGGGACCACCCAUACACAAAAAUGUAUGCACGCAUGACUGUAAGUCGCUUUGGAUAAAAGCGUCUGCUAAAUGGCAUAUUAUUAUUAUUAUUAUAUUACUAUGCAUAGAUAAUAAACAGCAUGUAGCAGCAGUGUAAAAACAAAGGGGAGUGGGGGGGGGUCAAUGUAAAUAGUCCGGGUGGCCAUUUGAUUAAUUGUUCAGCAGACUUAUGGCUGUUAAGGAGCCUUUUGGACCUAGACUUGCCACACCGGUACCGCUUGCCGUGCGGUAGCUGAGAGAACUGUCUAUGACUUGGGUGACUGGAGUCUUUGACCAUUUUUUGGGCCUUCCUCUGACACUGCCUACUAUGUAGGUCCCGGAUGGCAGGAAGCUUGACCCCAGUGAUGUACUGGGCCGUACGCACUACACUCUGUAGCGCCUUACGGUCAGAUGCCGAGCAGUUGCCUACCAGGCGGUGAUGCAACCGGUCAGGAUGCUCUCGAUGGUGCAGCUGUAUAACUUUUUGAGGAUCUGGGGACCCAUGCCAAAUCUUUUCAGUCUCCUGAGGGGGAAAAGUUGUUGUCGUACCCUCUUCACAAUUGUGUUUGGACCAUGAUAUGUGUGUUGGUGAUGUGGACACCAAGGAACUUGAAACUCUCGACCCGCUCCACUACAGACCCGUUGUUGUCAAUGGGGGCCUGUUCGGCCCUCCUUUUCCUAUAAUCCACCAUCAACUUCUUGAUCUUGCUCACAUUGAGGGAGAGGUUGUUGUCCUGGCACCACAAUGCCAGGUCUCUGACCUCCUCCCUAUAGGCUGUCUCAUCAUUGUCGGUGAUCAGGCCUACCACUGUUGUGUCGUCAGCAAAUGUAAUGAUGGUGUUAGAGUCGUGCUUGGCCACGCAAUCGUGGGUGAACAGGGAGUACAGGAGGGGACUAAGCACGCACCCCUGAGGGGCCCCAGUGUUGAGGAUCAGCGUGGCAGAUGUGUUGUUGCCUAUCUUUACCACCUGGGGGCAGCCCGUCAGGAAGUCCAGGAUGCAGUUGCAGAGGGAGGUGUUUAGUCCCAGGGUCCUUAGCUUAGUGAUGAGCUUUGUGGGCACUACGGUGUUGAACGCUGAGCUGUAGUCAAUGAAACAGCAUUCUCACAUAGGUGUUCCUUUUUGUCCAGGUGGGAAAGGGCAGUGUGGAGUGCGAUUGAGAUUGUGUCAUCUGUGGGUGGUAUGCGAAUUAGGGUGGGUCUAUGGUUUCCGGCAUGAUGGUGUUGAUGUGAGCCAUGACCAGCCUUUCAAAGCACUUCAUGGUUUGUGCUUUCAGUGGUCGACCGUCCAACUGCUCCAACUGGAGAAGAUUGUUGGCUUCCACCGAGGUAACCCUAGGAAGACAAAGAGAACAAUAUCAGUGUUAGGGAAACUAAAACUAGCUUCAGGUUAUUUUGUGUGCAGAUGCAAAUAGUUAUUACAGUGGGGGAAAAAAGUAUUUAGUCAGCCACCAAUUGUGCAAGUUCUCCCACUUAAAAAGAUGAGAGAGGCCUGUAAUUUUCAUCAUAGGUACACGUUAACUAUGACAGACAAAAUGAGGGAAAAAAAUCCAGAAAAUCACAUUGUAGGAUUUUUAAUGAAUUUAUUUGCAAAUUAUCGUGGAAAAUAAGUAUUUGGUCAAUAACAAAAGUUACUCAAUACUUUGUUAUAUACCCUUUGUUGGCAAUGACACAGGUCAAACGUUUUCUGUAAGUCUUCACAAGGUUUUCACACACUGUUGCUGGUAUUUUGGCCCAUUCCUCCAUGCAGAUCUCCUCUAGAGCAGUGAUGUUUUAGGGCUGUUGCUGGGCAACACAGACUUUCAACUCCCUCCAAAGAUUUUCUAUGGGGUUGAGUUCUGGAGACUGGCUAGGCCACUCCAGGACCUUGAAAUGCUUCUUACGAAGCCACUCCUUCGUUGCCUGGGCGGUGUGUUUGGGAUCAUUGUCAUGCUGAAAGACCCAGCCACGUUUCAUCUUCAAUGCCCUUGCUGAUGGAAGGAGGUUUUCACUCAAAAUCUCACGAUACAUGGCCCCAUUCAUUCUUUCCUUUACACGGAUCAGUCGUCCUGGUCCCUUUGCAGAAAAACAGCCCCAAAGCAUGAUGUUUCCACCCCCAUGCUUCACAGUAGGUAUGGUGUUCUUUGGAUGCAACUCAGCAUUAUUUGUCCUCCAAACACGACGAGUUGAGUUUUUACCCAAAAAUUAUAUUUUGGUUUCAUCUGACCAUAUGACAUUCUCCCAAUCCUCUUCUGGAUCAUCCAAAUGCACUCUAGCAAUCUUCAGACGGGCCUGGACAUGUACUGGCUUAAGCAGGGGGACACGUCUGUCACUGCAGGAUUUGAGUCCCUGGCGGCGUAGUGUGUUACUGAUGGUAGGCUUUGUUACUUUGGUCCCAGCUCUCUGCAGGUCAUUCACUAGGUCCCCCCGUGUGGUUCUGGGAUUUUUGCUCAUCGUUCUUGUGAUCAUUUUGACCCCACGAGGUGAGAUCUUGCGUGGAGCCCCAGAUCGAGGGAGAUUAUCAGUGGUCUUGUAUGUCUUCCAUUUCCUAAUAAUUGCUCCCACAGUUGAUUUCUUCAAACCAAGCUGCUUACCUAUUGCAGAUUCAGUCUUCCCAGCCUGGUGCAGGUCUACAAUUUUGAUUCUGGUGUCCUUUGACAGCUCUUUGGUCUUGGCCAUAGUGGAGUUUGGAGUGUGACUGUUUGAGGUUGUGGACAGGUGUCUUUUAUACUGAUAACAAGUUCAAACAGGUGCCAUUAAUACAGGUAACGAGUGGAGGACAGAGGAGCCUCUAAAAGAAGAAGUUACAGGUCUGUGAGAGCCAGAAAUCUUGCUUGUUUGUAGGUGACCAAAUACUUAUUUUCCACCAUAAUUUGCAAAUAAAUUCAUUAAAAAUCCUAAAAUGUGAUUUUCUGGAUUUUUUUCUCUCAAUUUGUCUGUCAUAGUUGACGUGUACCUAUGAUGAAAAUUACAGGCCUCUCUCAUCUUUUUAAGUGGGAGAACUUGCACAAUUGGUGGCUGACUAAAUACUUUUUUCCCCACUGUAUCUGAGAUGUUUUCUAUUCACCUUAACAGAUGGUGACCCCAGCUAGGAGCGAAAGAGCAGCGAGGUUUCCUAGGUCUCGCCUUCCUUUCGUCCUUCUUCCAAACCAAGUAAUUUGCCUGGAUGUUGUAGCACUUGGUCCCCUUCAUGAUUCUGCUCUGGUAGCUCUUCUUCUGUUUCUCCUGCGCCUUGUCAAUGUUCAGUCUCACCAUGAUUGAUAAUAGGAAUAAAUGCAAUUAUAUUUCAUAUUACAAAUACAUUUCUUACAUAUCUCUUGGAGGGCCAGAAAACAUAUUAACAGCAGGCAAUCAUUUUUACCUUGUCAAAAACCUCCACAUCCUUCUCAGUCCAUGACUUCAGGUGGUCCUCGAAGGCGUUCUGAUCUGGUUUGACAACUUCCACCAGAUCAGGUGGGGUUUCAGUGAUCUGAAAGAAGUGUUAUACAAAAAUAGCAAUAGACAAACAACAACACUAAGUCAAUCACAAAUUUGAAAAACUACAGUAUAUGCAAUAAUUCUAUAUACAAUUGCAUCGUUUACCUCAGUCAACAGCUGCGGCUCCUGUCCGUACUCGGUGGAGGCCUGAAUAAUAUAAUAAUAAUAUGCCAUUUAGCAGACGCUUUUAUCCAAAGCGACUUACAGUCAUUCGUGCAUACAUUUUUUUUGUGUAUGGGUGGUCCCGGGGAUCGAACCCACUACCUUGGCGUUACAAGCGCCGUGCUCUACCAGCUGAGCUACAGAGGACCACUCUGAAUGCUGCUGUUGUGUGCAAAGAGGAUUACCUUCAGGUUGUUCUCCCACCCUUCCUGUUACCAGUCAAGGGACUUGCCCAUGGCAGUCUUGAGGGUCUGGUUGGUCCAUUCACCAAACCUGGAGGAGGGGGUAGGAAAGUGACGUCUCUUGACAAUGUAAGAAAGUCAAAAGUUUGGACACACCUACUCAUUCCAGGGUUUUUCUUUAUUUUUACUAUUUUCUACAUUGUAGAAUAAUAGUGAAGACAUCGAAACUAUGAAAUAACACAUGUGGAAUCAUGUUGUAACCAAAAAAUGUGCCUUGAUGACAGCUUUGCACACUUUUGGCAUUCUCUCAACCAACUUCAUGAGGGAGUCACCUGGAAUGCACUUCAAAUAACAGGUGUGCCUUGUUAAAAGUUAAUUUGUGGAAUUUCUUUCCUUCACAAUGAGCCAAUCAGUUGUGUUGUGACAAGGUGGUAUACAGAAGAUAGCCCUAUUUGGUAAAAGACCAAGUCCAUAUUAUGGCAAGAACAGCUCAAAUAAGCAAAGAGAAAUGACAGUCCAAUUUCAAUAACUUUUAAAGUUUCUUCAAGUGCAGUCGCAAAAACCAUCAAGCGCUGUGAUGAAAGUGGCUCUCAUAAGGACCGCCACAGGAAAGGAAAACCCAGAGUUACCUCUGCUGCAGAGGAUAAGUUCAUUAGAGUUCACUACACCUCAGGUUGCAGCACAAGUAAAUGCUUCACAGAGUUCAGGUCACAGACCCAUCUCAACAUCAACUGUUCAGAAGAGACUGCGUGAAUCAGGCCUUCAUGGUCGAAUUGCUUCAAAGAAACCACUGCUAAAGGACACCAAGAAGAAGAAGAGACUGGCUUGGGCCAAGAAAUACAAGCAAUGGACAUUAGACCGGUGAAAAUCUGUCUUUUGGUCUGAAAUUUGAGAUUGUUGGUUCCAACUGCCGUGUCUUUGUGAGACGCAGAGUAGGUGAACGGAUGAUCUCCGCAGGUAGGAGGAGUUGUGAUGGUGUGGGGCUGCUUUGCUGGUGACACUGUCUGUGAUUUAUUUAGAAUUCAAGGCACACUUAACCAGCAUGGCUACCACAGCAUUCUGCAGCGAUAAGCCAUCCCAUCUGUUUUGCGCUUAGUGGGACUAUCAUUUGUUUUUCAACAGAACAAUGACCAAAACGACACCUCCAGUCUGUGUAAGGACUAUUUGACCAAGGAGAGUGAUAUAGUGCUGCAUCAGAUGGCCUGGCCUCCACAAUCCCCCGACCUCAACCCAACUGAGAUGGUUUGGGAUGAGUUAGACCACAGAGUGAAGGAAAAGCAGCCAACAAGUGCUCAGCAUGUGUGAGAACUCCUUCAAGACUGUUGGAAAAGCAUUCCUCAUGAAGCUGGUUGAGAGGGACUUUUAUUUUAUUCAGUGUACACAGUAAAAAUUAUGGUCACACUCAACUCUGGUUAUUAACACCAAAACUGGGGUUAUUUUACACCACUGAGUAUUAAGUUAAUUUAACUCUUGAAUCAACACUAGAAAUGUUACACUGAAAAAUCAACACUAGGUAAAACUGGAUAAUUUGUUCUGGUCAGCAUACCCUGUAGUUCGUAGAGUUGAUCUGUUAGAAUAGAUACUUCAGAUGUACCAGCGGUUGUCUGAGAGGGAUUGUCCCUCCCAACUCGUGGCUUUAGUGAAAGUUCUCUAGACGACUAAACAUGCCAGCUGCAGACUGAGAUGAUAAGGUCUAGUGCAUUGUCUUCUUCUUCACCUCGUGUAGAGGUUGAGAGUUUCAGAGUGCCUCCAUUUCAAACGUGUGGACUAACAUCUCACGUUUUCUGGUCUUUCUGGUCUAACCAUUUUGUAACAUGUAGCUUCAGCUUCACGCUUCCUGGUCUGGUAGAAAUUCAACCAUUUACAACAUCCAGCUUAUACUGUAAUCUGCUUGGUCUUGUAGAAAUUCAACCAUUUGCAACAUCCGGCUUAUACCGUGGUAUGCUUGGUCUGAUGUGAAUUUCGUCAGGAGGGUUUUAUACUUGAGUAGAAAAGGGGGUGUUUCAUCAUGUUUGUGCUCAUCUGGGCGUGGUCACUGACUGAGAACAAAUCAAUAUGGAAACAAUAAUCUCAUCUAGAAUGCUAAAAUCACAUUGUUAUCGUCCCCCACCCAGAGAUACAGUUAUGUUGUUCUACCGUCUUUAAUGACAUCACAACAUAGUAACGAAUUUGACAUGAUCUUUAAGUCCCCACCGAGCAUUUCCCACAUUCUUUUAAGUAGGAAUAUUGUUUUUUUUAUCCACUUUUGGAUGUUGGAGUCUUGGCGGGAAGUCGUCCUUUGUCUCACAGGGAAAUUCCCUCUCCCAAUACUGCAUGGCACGAAAAAUAAAGUUUCUGCAAGGAAUUUACGACCGGUCAUAAAACUGGCCCCCAGGAAAGGGGGUGUUCAAACCUUUGCCUAGCCGGCAUCUUUGAUCCUCAGCCCAUUAGAGCAAGUCAUGACAACUGUAUACAGUGGGGGAAAAAAGUAUUUAGUCAGCCACCAAUUGUGCAAGUUCUCCCACUUAAAAAGAUGAGAGAGGCCUGUAAUUUUCAUCAUAGGUACACGUCAACUAUGACAGACAAAAUGAGAAAAAAAAAUCCAGAAAAUCACAUUGUAGGAAUUGUAAUGUAUUUAUUUGCAAAUUAUGGUGGAAAAUAAGUAUUUGGUCAAUAACAAAAGUUCCUCAAUACUUUGUUAUAUACCCUUUGUUGGCAAGGACACAGGUCAAAUGUUUUCUGUAAGUCUUCACAAGGUUUUCACACACUGUUGCUGGUAUUUUGGCCCAUUCCUCCAUGCAGAUCUCCUCUAGAGCAGUGAUGUUUUGGGGCUGUCGCUGGGCAACACGGACUUUCAACUCCCUCCAAAUAUUUUCUAUGGGGUUGAGAUCUGGAGACUGGCUAAGCCACUCCAGGACCUUGAAAUGCUUCUUACGAAGCCACUCCUUCGUUGCCCGGGCGGUGUGUUUGGGAUCAUUGUCAUGCUGAAAGACCCAGCCAUGUUUCAUCUUCAAUGCCCUUGCUGAUGGAAGGAGGUUUUCACUCUCACGAUACCUGGCCCCAUUCAUUCUUUCCUUUACACGGAUCAGUCGUCCUGGUCCCUUUGCAGAAAAACAGCCCCAAAGCAUGAUGUUUCCACCCCCAUGCUUCACAGUAGGUAUGGUGCUCUUUGGAUGCAACUCAGCAUUCUUUGUCCUCCAAACACAACGAAUUGAGUUUUUACCAAAAAGUUCUAUUUUGGUUUCAUCUGACCAUAUGACAUUCUCCCAAUCCUCUUCUGGAUCAUCCAAAUGCACUCUAGCAAACUUCAGACGGGCCUGGACAUGUACUGGCUUAAGCAGGGGGACACAUCUGGCACUGCAGGAUUUGAGUCCCUGGCGGCGUAGUGUGUUACUGAUGGUAGGCUUUGUUACUUUGGUCCCAGUUCUCUGCAGGUCAUUCACUAGGUCCCCCCGUGUGGUUCUGGGAUUUGUGCUCAUCGUUCUUGUGAUCAUUUUGACCCCACGGGGUGAGAUCUUGCGUGGAGCCCCAGAUCGAGGGAGAUUAUCAGUGGUCUUGUAUGUCUUCCAUAUCCUAUCCUAAUAAUUGCUCCCACAGUUGAUUUCUUCAAACAAAGCUGCUUACCUAUUGCAGAUUCAGUCUUCCCAGCCUGGUGCAGGUCUACAAUUUUGUUUCUGGUGUCCUUUGACAGCUCUUUGGUCUUGGCCAUAGUGGAGUUUGGAGUGUGACUGUUUGAGGUUGUGGACAGGUGUCUUUUAUACUGAUAACAAGUUCAAACAGGUGCCAUUAAUACAGGUAACGAGUGGAGGACAGAGGAGCCUCUUAAAGAAGAAGUUACAGGUCUGUGAGAGCCAGAAAUCUUGCUUGUUUGUAGGUGACCAAAUACUUUUUUUCCACCAUAAUUUGCAAAUAAAUUCAUUAAAAAUCCUACAAUGUGAUUUUCUGGAAAAAAAAUUCUCAAUUUGUCUGUCAUAGUUGACGUGUACCUAUGAUGAAAAUUACAGGCCUCUCUCAUCUUUUUAAGUGGGAGAACUUGCACAAUUGGUGGCUGACUAAAUACUUUUUUCCCCCACUGUAUGUAAAAUGAUUAUGGGAAUACCAGAUACAUGCACAAAUAUUCCCAUAUAGGUAUAGUGAAAAACAUUCUCACACCAAUCUGCCUACUUGGGCUUGCAGCCUCCACCAACACUAAUUUAAUGUGAGUGUUUCAGAGACGCAAUCUGAAGGCUACUGAUCCUGUCAAUUGGCUCAUUCAUCCCCCCCUCCUCUCCCCUGUAACUAUUCCCCAGGUCGUUGCUGUAAAUGAGAAUUUGUUCUCAGUCAACUUACCUGGUAAAAUCAGUCUUCAAUAAAAUGUUUAAAAAUAAUAAUAAUAAUUAAGCAGUCCCACACAUCCCGAUAUUUUCAAACGUGUUUAAUUUUAUCGGCACAUCUGCAAUGCUCUUGUAGUGGGUGAUGUGCAAUGACAAGUUUUGAGAAUGGUGAUCAGCAAUAGCUAAUGAGUGCUCGUGACAAAACCAGACGGAAGAGGUGGAAGCUACAGUGGGGGAAAAAAGUAUUUAGUCAGCCACAAAUUGUGCAAGUUCUCCCACUUAAAAAUAUGAGAGAGGCCUGUAAUUUUCAUCAUAGGUACACGUCAACUAUGACAGACAAAUUGAGAUUUUCUUUCUCCAGAAAAUCACAUUGUUGGAUUUGUUAUGAAUUUAUUUGCAAAUUAUGGUGGAAAAUAGGUAUUUGGUCACCUACAAACAAGCAAGAUUUCUGGCUCUCACAGACCUGUUUUUUAAGAGGCUCCUCUGUCCUCCACUCAUUACCUGUAUUAAUGGCACCUGUUUGAACUUGUUAUCAGUAUAAAAGACACCAGUCCACAACCUCAAACAGUCAAACUCCAAACUCCACUAUGGCCAAGACCAAAGAGCUGUCAAAGGACACCAGAAACAAAAUUGUAGACCUGCACCAGGCUGGGAAGACUGAAUCUGCAAUAGGUAAGCAGCUUGGUUUGAAGAGAUCAACUGUGGGAGCAAUUAUUAGGAAAUGGAAGACAUACAAGACCACUGAUAAUCUCCCUCGAUCUGGGGCUCCACGCAAGAUCUCACCCCGUGGGGUCAAAAUGAUCACAAGAACGGUGAGCAAAAAUCCCAGAACCACACAGGGGGACCUAGUGAAUGACCUGCAGAGAGCUGGGACCAAAGUAACAAAGCCUACCAUCAGUAACACACUACGCCGCCAGGGACUCAAAUCCUGCAGUGCCAGACGUGUCCCCCUGCUUAAGCCAGUAAAUGUCCAGGCCCAUCUGAAGUUUGCUAGAGUACAUUUGGAUGAUCCAGAAGAGGAUUGGGAGAAUGUCAUAUGGUCAGAUGAAACCAAAAUAGAACUUUUUGGUAAAAACUCAACUCGUCGUGUUUGGAGGACAAAGAAUGCUGAGUUGCAUCCAAAGAACACCAUACCUACUGUGAAGCAUGGGGGUGGAAACAUCAUGCUUGGGGGCUGUUUUUCUGCAAAGGGACCAGGACGACUGAUCCGUGUAAAGGAAAGAAUGAAUGGGGCCAGGUAUCGGGAGAUUUUGAGUGAAAACCUCCUUCCUUCAGCAAGGGCAUUGAAGAUGAAACAUGGCUGGGUCUUUCAGCAUGACAAUGAUCCCAAACACACCGCCCGGGCAACGAAGGAGUGGCUUCGUAAAAAGCAUUUCAAGGUCCUGGAGUGGCCUAGCCAGUCUCCAGAUCUCAACCCCAUAGAAAAUCUUUGGAGGGAGUUGAAAGUCCGUGUUACCCAGCGACAGCCCCAAAACAUCACUGCUCUAGAGGAGAUCUGCAUGGAGGAAUGGGCCAAAAUACCAGCAACAGUGUGUGAAAACCUUGUGAAGACUUACAGAAAACGUUUGACCUGUGUCAUUGUCAACAAAGGUUAUAUAGCAAAGUAUUGAGAAACUUUUGUUAUUAACCAAAUACUUAUUUUCCACCAUAAUUUGCAAAUAAAUUCAUAAAGAAUCCUACAAUGUGAUUUUCUGGAAAAAUUCUUCUCAUUUUGUCUGUCAUAGUUGACGUGUACCUAUGAGGAAAAUUACAGGCCUCCCUCAGCUUUUUAAGUGGGAGAACUUGCACAAUUGGUGGCUGACUAAAUACUUUUUUUCCCCACUGUAGCUAGCGUAACAUUAAAACAAUAACAAAAAAAAACAUGGCUUCAAAGAAAAGAGCUGGGAGUUAUGUCGACACAAGCGAUGGAAUGGAGGCUAUUGGAACUUUGGCAAGAUCAUGAGUGCCUUUUCGAUGUCUCUUCUGAGUUUUACCACAACCGGACUGAAAAAAGAGAGAGAGCUGGAGAGACAUUGCCACUGCUCUUCAACAACCAGGUGAGCAAAAUAGCUUGAUAACUAGGUUGCUUUCUAUUUUAUUUUGACUACUUUAUGCCAUGCAAAAGAACAGCCUGUCAAAUAGGAAACUUUCAGGCAUUUUAAUAACUUUGUAAAGUAUGUAGUUAGCUAAAGGCUUUAAUGUCAUGGUCAUUGAAACUCUUAAAAUGGGCCAUAUAAAUAGUUAAAUUAAAAUGUGUGUGCCCCAAUUGCCCACUCUUCGCCUUGAAUUGAGCACUUAACAACACAGAGGGAACAUAAUAGGAAACGGAAAAUGUUCAUGCAUGCUAAUCAGUUAACCAUACCUUUGGUAGUUUUGUUUUUGUUUGUUUGUUUUUUGUUGAGGAGGUCUUUGAGGACACAGUACACACGAUUGCUAUCACCAAAGCCAAGUGGGAGCUGGAACAAAGAUUUAUAGGUGUAUAGGUGAAGGCAGAGCACAAUGUAGCGCUAUUAGAGCUAAAUAUCCUGAAUCAGAUAAUUAUAUUGCCAUGCAACAAUAAUUUAUAGGAAUUUGUGUUGGUGCUACAGCAUAACAACAACACAAUAACAACAUUUCAUUUUUUUUAUUCUAUAGAAUGGGCCCAUAACAUGGCAAGCCAAAUAAUGUCAUGGAUUUUGGUCCUUUACUUUUUAUUGGUUAUGUGAGUGAUAUUAGGACAUACUACAUGCACUGUAUGAAAAACAUAAAUUAGUAGACUAGCUAGCUGUGUUGAUUGGGCAUUAUUUACCUCCAACUCUCUCUGCAGAACAAACAACCCAAACUGUCCUCGUCUCCCCAACCACGGCUUCACCCAAAUUCGGCGUCUUCUUCUUGUGUUUCCAGCUGCUGUUCGCUGUCAAGCUCCAUCUUUGUUUUGCCACUGUCCGGCUUGUGACAAACUCAUGUUACGUUUUCGUGCGACAGCGUGGUAUCGAGAAUCCUCAUAACCAAGUGAAGAAUCUUGUAGUGUGUGACAUUCUGUCUGUGACAGACCAUUUAGUGUGUGCACCGCUAUAUUGGCAAGACGAAAAACUACAGGAAAGACAGUCGUUUCAACUUUGAAAGUCGUGUAGUGUCCACCCGGGUUUAGAAGGGUUCUAUGUAGAACCCUUCUUGCCUUCCAAAGAAUCCUUCUUGCCUUCCAAACAAUCAUCAAAUAACAAUUUCUUCCAAAAGCGGUUCUUAGGAUGAAAAAGGUUCUAGGUAGAACUCUUUGUCUUACAAAGAACCCUUGUCUUACAAAAAUGUUUUUUUGUCCCUCUGCAAAUAACUCUUUUUGAAACCUUUUUUUCUAAGAGUGUACAGGCCAUACAUACCGACCUUACAUCUAAAACAGGAUUGUACCAUUAGAAUGUUAUUUAUAUGUGGGAUACAAUCUUCCCAGCUCUGCAGAUUUUGCUGCGAAGAGACAGCAUCAUUAGAUCAUUUGUUUUGGUACUGUCCAUUUGUAGCUUGUUUUUGGUCACAGGUCCAGGAAUGGCUGAAGGAUUGCAAUAUUUACCUGGAGCUAACCCUGCUGAUAGCUCUACUAGGUGAUCUGAAAAGUCAUAGUCAAUCGAUCGAUCAAUAAUAUAAUAAUACUUUUAGCAAAAAUGUUUAUUUUCAAUUUAAAAUCUGCAGAAACAAUGAGAAUAGAAGGGUUCAGAACUUUUGUGAAACAUCACAGUGCUUUUGAAAAAUAUAUGGCAAAUAGAAAUCCAAUAUGGAUAGUGUUAAGAGAUAGAUGGGAGGGGUUGAAUGGAGCUGAAGGUUGGGACAAAUAACAACUAAUAACAACAAAAUAACAAAUGUAAAACAUACUGUGUCCAUAAUAAGUAUAUAGGUUACAGGUUGAGAACUUUUGUGAAAGAGCACAGUUUGAAAGAAAUGGCAUAUAGAAGCAAAACAGAUGGACAUCAUGAAAAUGAUCGGAGAGGUUGAGGGUAGAGGAAGUUCAGGAGUAAAAACGAACAAAAUAGAAUUAUUGAAAAUUGACAGUGUCCAUAAAAUGUAUAUAGUAUGGAUAAGCUGGAAGUAGAGGCCUAAGCGUUGUUGUUCACCAAUUAAGGGAGGGGUGGUGGGGUUGGAAAGUAAUUAAGGAAAAUACAUUUUAAAAAAGGAGAUAUAUAUGUAUAUACAGUGCCCUCCACAAUUAUUGGCACCCCUGUUUAAGAUGUGGUCGAGGACUUCCAAAAAUUCUCCUUUUUUUUUAAACAACAUAGAACCCAAAUGCAAAAAAAGAGAAAAAUCCAACCUUUUAUUUAAGUACAUUACUUUGGGGUAAAAAAAAAAUCACACAUUUAGGAAAAAAAUAACUUGAAAUCAUGUGUCCCACAAUUAUUGGCACCCCUGAUGUUAAUACUUUGUACAACCCCCUUUUGCCAACAAGACAGCACUUAAUCUCCUCCUAUAACAUUUCACAAGAUUGGAGAACACAGAGAGAGGGAUCUUUGACCAUUCUUCUUUGCACAAUCUUUCUAGAUCAUCCAGUGUCCUGGGUCCUCUCUUAUGCACUCUCCUCUUUAGCUCGCCCCACAGGUUUUCGAUUGGGUUGAGGUCUGGGGACUGAGAUGGCCAUGGGAGGACCUUGAGUUUGUGACUGCUGAACCAUUUUUGUGUAGAUUUUGCCACAUGUUUUGGAUCAUUAUCCUGCUGAAAGACCCAAUGACGACCCAUCUUCAGCUUUCUGGCAGAGGCCAUCAGUUUUUAUUUAAAAUGUCCUGGUAGUUCAAGGCGUUCAUAAUGCCAUGCACCCUAACAAGGUUCCCAGGGCCUUUGGAAGAGAAACAGGCCCACAGCAUCACAGAUCCUCCACCAUACUUCACGGUGGGCAUGAGGUGCUUUUCGGCAUACACAUCAUUUGUUUUACGCCAGACCCACUUAGAGUGUUUGUUGCCAAAAAGCUCAAUCUUAGUCUCAUCUGACCAAAGCACACGAUCCCAGUUGAAGUCCCAGUGCCGCUUAGCAAACUCCAGACGUUUACGUUUGUGAGUAUUAGUGAGAAAAGGCUUUUUCCUUGCAUGCCUCCCAAACAGCUUGUUGGCAUGUAGAGAGAGUCUGAUGGUUGUUUUGGAGACUUUGUGACCCCAAGAUGCCACUCUUUGAUGCAAUUCUGUGACAGUGAGCUUAGGACUUUUUUUUACUUCUCUUACCAUCCUCCUCACUGUGCGUUGUGGCAAGAUAAACUUGGGACCUCUUCAAACCUUGUUUGUCACUGUUCCAGUUGUUUUAAACUUCUUAAUGAUUCCUCUGACUGUAGAUACGGGCAAGUUAAGGCGAGUGGCUAUUUUCUUGUAGCCAUUGCCUGACUUAUGAAGGUCGACACAAAUCUGCCUUACUUGAAUGGUGUGUUCUCUUGUCUUUGCCAUGUUGACAAAUGGGUAAGAGAAUUAGGCCUCUGUGUCACGUCAUAUUUAUACCCCAGGGAAACAGGAAGUCAUGAAUUACAAAUUAAAAGUUCCUAGAUACCCUGACCAACUUUAGCAACUACAGAAAAAUAUAUUUAAAAAAAAUCAAUUAAAAUUUUCAGCGGAAUUGUUAGGGGUGCCAAUAAUUGUGGGACACAUGAUUUCAAGUUUUUUUUUUCUAAAUGUGUGAUUUUUUUUUUUACCACCAAAGUAAUGUACUUAAAUAAAAGGUUGGAUUUUUAUCUUUUUUGCAUUUGGGUUCUAUGUUGUUUUAAAAAAAAUGAGAAUUUUUGGAAGUCCUCGACCACAUCUUAAACAGGGGUGCCAAUAAUAGUGGAGGGCACUGUAUAUGUAUUUAUAUGUAUGUAAUGUGUAUAUGUAUGUAGAGUUGAAGUCGGAAGUUUACAUACACCUUAGCCAAAUACAUUUAAACUCAGUUUUUCACAAUUCCUGACAUUUAAUCCUAGUAAAAAUUCCCUGUCUUAGGUCAGUUAGGAUCACCACUUUAUUUUAAGAAUGUGAAAUGUCAGAACAAUAGUAGAGAGAAUGAUUUAUUUCAGCUUUUAAUUAUUUCAUGACAUGCCCAGUGGGUCAGAAGUUUACAUACGCUCAAUUAGUAUUUGGUAGCAUUGCCUUUAAAUUGUUUAACUUGGGUUAAACGUUUCGGGUAGCCUUCCACAAGCUUCCCACAAUAAAUUGGGUGAUUGGCCCAUUCCUCCUGACAGAGCUGGUGUAACUGAGUCAGGUUUAUAGGCCUCCUUGCUCGCACACGCUUUUUCAGUUCUGCCCACAAAUGUUCCAUAGGAUUGAGGUCAGGGCUUUGUGAUGGCCACUCCAAUACCUUGACUUUGUUGUCCUUAAGCCAUUUUGCCACAACUUUGGAAGUAUGCUUGGGGUCAUUGUCCAUUUGGAAGACCCAUUUGCGACCAAUCUUAAACUUCCUGGCUGAUGUCUUGAGAUGUUGCUUCAAUAUAUCCACAUAAUUUUCCUUCCUCAUGAUGCAAUCUAUUUUGUGAAGUGCACCAGUCCCUCCUGCAGCAAAGCACCCCGACAGCAUGAUGUCCCCUGUAGCUCAGUUGGUAGAGCAUGGUGCUUGCAACGCCAGGGUUGUGGAAUUGUUUCCCACGGGGGGGCAGUAUGAAAAAUGUAUGCACUCACUAACUGUAAGUCACUCUGGAUAAGAGCGUCUGCUAAAUGACUAAAAUGUCAAAUAUAAUGAUGCUGCCACCCCCGUGCUUCACGGUUGGGAUGGUGUUCUUCGGCUUGCAAGCAACCCCCUUUUUCCUCCAAACAUAAUGAUGGUCAUUAUGGACAAACAGUUAUAUUUUUGUUUCAUCAGACCAGAGGAAAUUUCUCCAAAAAGUGCAAUAUUUGUCCCCAUGUGCAGUUGCAAAUCGUAGUCUGGCUUUUUAAUGGCGGUUUUGGAGCAGUGGCUUCUUUAUUGCUUAGCGGCCUUUCAGAUUAUGUCGAUAUAGGACUCGUUUUACUAUGGAUAUAGAUACGUUUGUACCUGUUUCCUCCAGCAUCUUCAUAAGGUCCUUUGAUGUUGUUCUGGGAUUGAUUUGCACUUUUCGCACCAAAGUACGUUCAUCUCUAGGAGACAGAACGCGUCUCCUUCCUGAGCGGUAUGACGGCUGCGUGGUCCCAUGGUGUUUAUACUUGCGUACUAUUGUUUGUACAGAUGAACGUGGUACCUUCAGGCAUUUGGAAAUUGCUCCCAAUGUUGAACCAGACUUGUGGAGGUCUACCAUUUUUUUCUGAGGUCUUGGCUGAUUUCUUUUGAUUUUCCCAUGAUGUCAAGCAAAGAGGCACUACGUUUGAAGGUAGGCCUUGCGAUACAUCCACAGGUACACCACCAAUUGACUCAAAUGAUGUCAAUUAGCCUAUCAGAAGCUUCUAAAGCCAUGACAUCAUUUUCUGGAAUUUUUCAAGCUGUUUAAAGGCACAGUCAAUUUAGUGUAUGUAAACUUCUGACCCACUGGAAUUGUGAGACAGUGAAUUAUAAGUGAAAUAAUCUGUCUGUAAACAAUUGUUGGAAAAAUUACUUGUGUCAUGCACAAAAGAGAUGUCCUAACCAACUUGCCAAAACUAUAGUUUGUUAACAAGAAAUUUGUGGAGUGGUUGAAAAACGAGUUUUAAUGACUCAAACCUAAGUGUAUGUAAACUUCCGACUUCAACUGUAUAUUUGCGGGAAAAAACAUAUGGGGGAUUGGAAGUGAUGCAGACAAUUACAUUGAUGGAAGUUACAAUCUAUCUGCAAUAUUAAAGCUGAUCUACACCCUAAAAAAUAAUUUAAUAAAUAUUUAAAAAAUAAACGGGAUUGUAACUCAUUUUAGGAUGUUUUAAAACUUCUCAUUAAGUCUACAGUAUAUAAUUUGUGACUGAACAUGAAGAGAAUGUUGACAUUUCCAUGCCCAAGGUAGCUUGGUUUAUAAUGUAGUGAUCACUUGACCUGUGUUUGCAUGAUGUUUGACAGCUAAGACGUGCAGAAUGUGAUACGUUUGUUUAGCUCUGGUGCCCUGGAGUGCGGGAUGAGGGUGGGACAGGGGCGGAACGGGCCGUUUGAUCCGGUUGCGCAGCCUCAGCCUAGAAAAUAAACUCCAACAAACUGGAGUGUACCUGAUUAAGUUCUAUUGAGACCGAAACAUUGGUGAAGAGAUCCAUUAAAUAUGUGGAGCAUAAAGAUCACCAGUGUGCUGUGGUUUCUUUUCUACUCAGCUUACUGUUUUUCUCCAUGCAUCUGGUAGUACGUUAGGCGUGUGAGUUAUACUUUUUAUGUUUAACUAAAUCCGACAUUACAAACCUCUUCCUUUUAGGAACGUGUUCCGGAAGCUUCUGUCCCAUGCAGAGAAAGAAAAGGGUGAUGUCCUCUCUCUGAAGGAGAUCCUGGCCGAGAGCUCGGAGCCCGGUGAGAAGAAACCGCCCCAGACCAUCAGAACACUCCAACGAACAGGAAAGGCCAAACUGAGGGCCCUGAGAGAGGCCAUGUACCAUAGCACUGAACACGGCCAUGUGGACAUCACCAUAGACAUCCGCAGCUUAGGUCAGAGUUAACAUACACACCACCCUGCGCCAAACACAUACUGUAGGUCAAAUACUUUCAAAAACUUCAAGUGCACUAGACUGGUUUGGUACAAUGGAGUGAAUGGAACCUUAAUCAGGUGUACAUCAAGUGCUGGUAGAGCACGGCGCUUGUAACGCCAAGGUAGUGGAUUCAAACCCCGGGACCACCCAUACACAAAAAUGUAUGCACGCAUGACUGUAAGUCGCUUUGGAUAAAAGCGUCUGCUAAAUGGCAUAUUAUUUAUUAUAUUAUUAUUUGAAAGUAUUUGAUGUAUGGAUUUGACCCAGGUCUGAUGCCGCAUUCACGUGGUAGUCAUAACUAGGAAACUCUGAAAUUUCCGAUAUGCUAACUGAUUGUAGUUAUACGUGAGCUGCUUUCAACCAGUUAGCAAGUCGGAAAAUGUAUAGUUUCCUAGUUCCGACUAGCACGUGAACGCGGCAUUACGCAGACAUGCCUCACUGUAGACGCCCACCGCUGGGAGCUGUGUUCAUGCUGCGCACGGCAAUCAUCACCCAUCAAAUCAUCUCACAGAGAAAACUCCUCACAACCACCAUAGAUAUCAGCCACCUGGAACAGUGACCAUUCCAAGCAUGCACCAUAGAUACGAACAUUAAUGCUAGUGCACUGCCAUCAUACAGUAUAGUAGACAUUCACUGAUUAGGUGGGUCCAUGGACUGUACAAGACCACCAAAUAUAUCCACAACCGAGGGCCAAUGCUAAAACUGCACAAUCACCCCAUAUCCAUCACAGACAGCAACAGCUGAACUUUAUGCUCAUCCAUCAACAGUAUGAAAAUGUAUGCACUUACUAACUGUAAGUCGCUCUGGAUAAGAACGUCUGCUAAAUGACUAAAAUGUACAUGUAAAAUUAUAGAGUGAGGAAGACAUGGUCAGUGCUUCAGUCAUGUUUUAGCUAAUUGCUUUUCUUGCUAGUGUAGUAGCUAGCAGCUACAGUAUUUACUUUUUUGUUAUUUAUUCACUGCCACUGGUCUUCUCAGGUGUCCCAUGGACUCUGCACACUUGGCUGGAGUCUCUGCGCACCUGUUUCCUGCAGCACCGGCGUCCACUGAUCCAGGGUCUGCUAAAGGACUUCAGUUGCAUCCAAGAGGAGGAGUACACUGAGGAGCUCAUCACCCACGGACUGCCACUUAUGUUCCAGAUCCUCCACGCCAGCAAGGUGAUGUGAUUGUGUGUCCUCCCCAAUUUAAGGCCACCAUUGUCAUGUUCACUAGGGACCAAACAGAAGAAAACGGACUGAAACAGGGAAGGAGUACCUGGACUUUUCCAAUAGGAAACGCUCAUUUUCAUUUGUAGUUUCCAAAAUGUUUUUAAAACAUGUUCUGUUGUGAGCCCAUAUGACCAGGAAAAUUCCAGGUAGUUCUGUGCAGUCUCAGAGUUUUCCUGUAGGUCACGUGGCCAGGAAAAACUCAGGGCCCUACCUCCUUUCAUGGCACAUGUUUUUAUUAACAUUUCUUGUUUUUCUUACCAAUCACUUGCUUUUUACUGUACAUUGCCAGCUAGUGGUUUUAGUUUUUGUGCUGUUAAAAAUUAAUAUCUUGUCCUGAUGCAAGUCUGUGUCAAUCAUGUACUUUCUGACUUUUCUUAAUAUGCAUCUUGGUAUGAUGUACUUUUUUGAUAUAUUUUCUUCCCAUGUACAGUUGAAGUCGGAAGUUUACAUACACUUAGGUUGGAGUCAUUAAAACUAUUUUUUCAACCACUCCACAAAUUUCUUGUUAACAAACUAUAGUUUUGGCAAGUCGGUUAGGACAUCUACUUUGUGCAUUACACAAGUAAUUUUUCCAACAAUUGUUUACAGACAGAUUAUUUCACUUAUAAUUCACUGUAUCACAAUUCCAGUGGGUCAGAUGUUUACAUACACUAAGUUGACUGUGCCUUUAAACAGCUUGAAAAAUUCCAGAAAAUGAUGUCAUGGCUUUAGAAGCUUCUGAUAGGCUAAUUGACAUCAUUUGAGUCAAGUGGAGGUGUACCUGUGGAUGUAUUUCAAGGCCUACCUUCAAACUCAGUGCCUCUUUGCUUGAUAUCAUGGGAAAAUCAAAAGAAAUCAGCCAAGACCUCAGAAAAAAAAUGGUAGACCUCCACAAGUCUGGUUCAUCCUUGGGAGCAAUUUCCAAACGCCUGAAGGUACCACGUUCAUCUGUACAAACAAUAGUACGCAAGUAUAAACACCAUGGGACCACACAGCCGUCAUACCGCUCAGGAAAGAAACGCGUUCUGUCUCCUAGAGAUUAACGUACUUUGGUGCGACAACAUCAAAGGACCUUGAGAGGAUGCUGGAGGAAACAGGUACAAAUGUAUCUAUGUCCACAGUCCACAGUCCUAUAUCGACAUAACCUGAAAGGCCGCUCAGCAAGGAAGAAGCCACUGCUCCAAAACCGCCAUUAAAAAGCCAGACUACGGUUUGCAACUGCACAAAGAUUGUACUUUUUGGAGAAAUGUCCUCUGGUCUGAUGAAACAAAAAUAGAACUGUUUGGCCAUAAUGACCAUCGUUAUGUUUGGAGGAAAAAGGGGGUUGCUUGCAAGCCGAAGAACACCAUCCCAAACGUGAAGCACGGGGGUGGUAGCAUCAUGCUGUGGGGGUGCUUUGCUGCAGGAGGGACUGAUGCACUUCACAAAAUAGAUGGCAUCAUGAGGAAGGAAAAUGAUGUGGAUAUAUUGAAGCAACAUCUCAAGACAUCAGUCAGGAAGUUAAAGCUUGGUCGCAAAUGGGUCUUCCAAAUGGACAAUGACCCCAAGCAAAUUUCCAAAGUUGUAGCAAAAUGGUGUAAGGAUUACAAAGUCAAGGUAUUGGAGUGGCCAUCUCAAAGCCCCUGACCUCAAUCCUAUAGAAAAUGUGUGGGCAGAACUGAAAAAGUGUGUGCGAGCAAGGAGGCCUACAAACCUGACUCAGUUACACCAGCUCUGUCAGGAGGAAUGUGCCAAAAUUCACCCAACUUAUUGUGGGAAGCUUGUGGAAGGCUACCUGAAACGUUUGACCCAAGUUAAACAAUUUAAAGGCAAUGCUACCAAAUACUAAUUGAGUGUAUGUAAACUUCUGACCCACUGGGAAUGUCAUGAAAGAAAUAAAAAGCUGAAAUAAAUCAUUCUCUCUACUAUUAUUCUGACAUUUCACAUUCUUAACAUAAAGUGGUGAUCGUAACUGACCUACAACAGGGAAUUUUUACUAGGAUUAAAUGUCAGGAAUUGUGAAAAACUGAGUUUACAUGUAUUUGGCUAAGGUGUAUGUAAACUUCCGACUUCAACUGUAUUUAGCAGCUUUGAGUUUUAGUAAAAGCUCUUAAGCAAUAAAAUGUAUUAUUCAAUCUGUAUCAUUAUAUUCAUCCAUGAAUUGCAAAACAUUCACCUCUAUGGCCCUUGUGUAAUCCCUCUUCUUACAGCAAUAAGUAAAUGGCUUUUUCUCCAUACGUUUCCCAUUUCCAUUGAUGUCCUCUUAUCUCCUACUUUGCCUGGCCUGCAGAAUGAGGUGAUCAGCCAGCAGCUGUCUGUGAUUUUCACCCAGUGCUAUGGGCCCUUCCCUAUCCCCAAGCUCACUGAAAUCAAGAGGAAGCAGACCUCGCGACUCGGUGAGCAAGAAAUGUGUUGGUCCUUGGUUGAAUCAGUUUGCACCCAUGCCAUGCAUGUUCAGAGAGGCAGCAGAAGCAGCCGUUACUUGCCUCCCUCUUUGUGUUUGUGGUGCCUCUGAAAUGUACUUAAAUGUGAUGGGAUGGAGGAUAAAUUGCAAUAAUAACUUAUCUUCAUCAUCAACAGUGUAGUAUGAAAUGGAAGCUUGAAAACUAGAGAUUGAAAAGGAAUGUUCUGCUAUAUGUUAGCAGUUGAAGUUGUAUUUCACAACUUUGUGUGUGUGUCUCUAGCACCAUCUAGAGUGCAAAUGUGAGCGCAAAAAGAUUUUGAAUUAUUGAUGGGCUGGUGUUGAUGUGUUCUAAUUCCUAGCCCUUGAUCUAAUAUGUUCAGCGUUGUUAAUAGCUGUCAGCAUUUCACAAUUGCACUUAUGAAGGCCCUGGGGGUGUCAUAAAUAAAUGAAAGCUUGCUUUGACGAUGAAGAAUUAAGAUGCCUUUUGGAACAGUAAUGAGAUGGGCGGAAUUAUUCCAUUUGAUAACAGUUUGCUAAAUAGCUUCAUUAGGUUGCUACCAAAGCUGCAUGCUAUAGCUGAGUAGCUCAGUAGCUGAUAUUACCGUACCCUCUGUCAGAUUCAUAUGAAUACAGGAGGCUUCAAUCCAGUAAAGCUUUGUGGUCAUAGAGAUGCUUAGUCAGCAAUGCUUACGUUUAGAAUUCUCUCUACGGGAUAUUACAUGGGAUGCCAUUUAAGUAUCCAGCUAGCAUAUCUGUCCAGCCUAUGCCAUUUUGAGUCAUUUACAAAAGGUCACAUGCAGGUCAAAGUGGACAAGUAAUCAAGAUGGCUGAAUACACAAGUCAAGUUUAUUUCACAAUGUCUCUACAUUUUCUUUAUUAAACACAAACUAAGUGACAAUAGAGAUAAAUAUAACACAGUGUUAGAAGUGGAUAAAUAUAGUAAUUAUCAUUCACUUCUUUCAGACCCCCACUUCCUCAACAACAAGGAGAUGUCUGAUGUAACGUUCCUGGUGGAAGGAAAACCUUUCUAUGCACAUAAAGUCCUGUUAUUUACUGCUUCUGCCAGGUGAGCCACGGAAAGCUAAGAAAUUGAGUCAUUGAUAAAAAAUUACGCUUGAACAUGAUAAUCUGUGAAAUACUUGGAUGUUGGAAUUGAACAAUGAAACAUUUUAUAAAAAAAAUAGAGAAAAAGAAUGCUUGAACAAUUAGAAUGCCCCAAACUAUUUUUUCGAACAAAGAAAUGUCAGAGGUGGUUAUAAAUCAAUUAUUUUGUUUUCCCCCCCGUGCAUGUUAGGUUAUAUCUGUUCAUAAGAGUGACAAAGACAUGUCACAUGCAGUGAGGUAGUGGUGAACAAAAUUUGGUGGGUAAACGCUGAUCGCCAUUGGCAGUGAGUAAAGUAAAGUAUACUAUCAAUGCAUUUUUCUGCAAAAUAAAAGAAGGUGUUUACCCUCCACUACACCACUAGUCACAUGUCACUAAUGCAAACUACGACAUGCUCCUUUUGUUUUCUGACACCCUGUCUUCCCCACCUUUCUUUAAUUAUUUCAUCCAGGUUUAAAUCCCUGCUCCAAAACAGACCGGCAGCAGAGAACACCUGCAUUGAGAUCAGUCAUGUCAAGUACAACAUAUUCCAGGUAGUCUACUGUAUGUACUACUGUAACUAGGUUCCAGUAAAUGGGUUAAUAGUAAUGUGUUAAUAGUUCAACUGGGAUUUGUAAACUCCUGAGUGGCGCAGUGGUCUAAGGCUAACUGUGCCACUAGAGAUCCUGGUUCGAAUCCAGGCUCUGCUGUAGCCGGCCGCAACCGGGAGACCAAUGGGGCGGCGCACAAUUCGUCCAGGGUAGGGGAGGGAAUGGCCGGCAGGGAUGUAGCGUUGAUAGAGCAUGGCGUUUGCAAUGCCAGGGUUGUGGGUUCGAUUCCCACGGGGGGCCAGUAUAAAAAAAGAUAUAUGUAUUCACUAACUGUAAGUCGCUCUGGAUAAGAGCGUCUGCUAAAUGACUAAAAUGUAAAUGUAAAUUUGCACCACAACAAUAUAGUACCUUAAACCUCCAAAGGGGGGCAGUCAUGCUCAUUAUCGAGAGCGGAUUACUACCCUCUACUCAAGCACCCAAAACAUUUUUUUUUAAACUCCUGAGCUUUCUAGAUUUUUGACAUGCUAUAGUGUGACAUACUGUAUAUAAGUCAGUAAUCAUUAAAUAGUACUCUUUAAGUACUCUCUUGUUAUGGCAAAACAGGUACAGUAUACCCUACCCUACCAGUACCAGUAAUUCAUUUUGGCUGUUCCUAUUGUGUUGAGAGGGCUGAGUCAUAACAACAUUUUCCUGUUACAGUUGGUCAUGCAGUACCUGUAUUGUGGAGGCACUGAGUCCUUGCACAUCAGGAAUACUGAGAUUAUGGAGGUAAGAAUUAAAAUUUUUAAAAUAUAUUUUAUUUCAAUGACAAUGCAUCCAUACUUACAUACAAUAAUUCUCAAGCAAUUACAAUUUUCACUGGCAGAGCAGGUACGUUAAAUCAUACAUACUGUACAUACUGUGCCAUGAUUAUUAUCUAUGCGUGUAAAUUAUAAAAUUACAUUUUGUUUUGCAUGUAUUACCUCAAGAAAUGUGUUUUAUAAGCUCAUGUUUGCUUGGUGAAAAUACACUAUAUAUAUACAAAAGUAUGUGGACACCCCUUCAAAUUAGUGGAUUUGGCUAUUUCAGCCACACUCGUUGCUGACAGGUGUAUAAAAUUGAGCACACAGCCAUGCAAUCUCCAUUGACAAACAUUGGCAGUAGAAUGGCGUUACUGAAGAUCUCAGUGACUUUCAACGUGGCACCGUCAUAGGAUGCCCCGUGCUGAUAUUGUGAAGUGGAAAUGUCUAGGAGCAACAACGGAUCAGCCGCAUAGUAGUAGGCCACACAAGCUCACAGAACGGGACUGCUGAAGUGCGUAGCACAUAAAAAUAAUCUGUCCUCGGUUGCCAUACUACCUCUGGAAGCAACGUCAGCACAAGAACAGUUCUUCGGGAACUUCAUGAAAUGGGUUUCCAUGGACGAGCAGCCGCACACAAGCCUAAGAUCACCAUGCACAAUGCCAAGCAUCGGCUGGAGUGGUGUAUAUCUGGGUUUGCCUGAUGCAAGGAGAACGCUACCUGCCCCAAUGCAUAGUGCCAACUGUAAAGUUUGGUGGAGGAGGCCUUAGUUCCAGUGAAGGGAAAUACAAUGGCAUUCUAGACGAUUAUGCGCUUCCAACUUUGAGGCAACAGUUUGGGGAAGGUCCUUUCCUGUUUCAGCAUGGCUUUGCCCCUGUGCACAAAGCGAGGUCCAUACAGAAAUGGUUUGUCGAGAUUGGUGUGGAAGAAUGCCUGCACAGAGCCCUGACCUCAAACCCAUCAAACACCUUUGGGAUGAAUUGGAAUGCCGACUAGGAGCCAGGCUUAAUCGCCGAACAUCAGUGCCCGACCUUACUAAUGCUCUUGUGGCUGAAUGGAAGCAAGUCCCCGCAGCAAUGUCCCAACAUCUAGUGGAAAGCCUUCUCAGAAGAGUGGAAGCUGUUAUAGCAGCAAAUGGGGAACCAACUCCAUAUUAAUGCCAAUGAUUUUGGAAUGAGAUGUUCGACGAGCAGGUGUCCACAUACUUUUGGUCAUGUAGUGUAUGUCAAUCAAUCCAUCGUACGUCAGGCAUAAGCAGGAAGCCCUAAGACCUGUGCCAAAUUCAAAAUACUGAAGAAUGAAGGUUUAAAGAAGUACCUAAAGAGGCAUCGCCAAUGGCAUCCUCAUUUCAUUACCCAGAGAGUCCAACCUACUUCUCACUGUGUGUGUUUCUGUUCUCUUUUCCCUCUCUUCCACAGCUCCUGUCUGCAGCAAAAUUCUUUCAACUAGAGGCCCUUCAGCGACACUGUGAGAUCAUCUGCUCCAAGAACAUUGCCAUGGAAACCUGUGUGGACAUCUACAAACAUGUUAAGGUGAAAGGCAAUGGGAACAAGCCAAACGUGGUUCAAAAUGUUUUCUAAAAUGAGUUGAAAUUGAAAAAACAUUUAGUGUUCACAUGUGUAUUUGUUUGUUUUUAAACUGCACAGGACCAAGAAAAAAAAUCUAUACUGAAAUUGAGAUUUUUCACUUCAAAGUCAUAAAUGUCCAAAUGAAUGUGGUUGGAGGCAAGUGAUUCUUGUUUACUGGUAAUUGAUCUAACCUGUGAUAAGUUGCAGGUGCCUACAGGGUAAAAAUAGCCAUUGAACCAGUUUUGAAAAGAGAAAACAGAACAUUCUGCUCCAUUGCACAUUUUAAAAUGCAAGGGUGCCAAUGUAUUUGACCACAUUUGUAACACAUGAAGCUACACCCUUAGAAAAAAAGGUGCUAAGUAGAACCAUAAAGUGUUCUUCGGUUUGUCCCCUUAGGGUACCCUUUUUGGUGCAAGGUAGAACCCUUUGCAUAGGGUUCUAAAUAGAACCCUCUAUGAAGGGUUCUGCCUAGAACCCUUUUAUCCUCUAAGGUUUCUUCCUAGAACCCUCUAUGAAGGUUUCAACCAGCCUUAUUAGCCUUUAAAAUGUAACUCUUCAUAACAGUAUAUUACAUACUGUACAUCAUAAGGCCUUUCUUUGAGGUCCUAGUUAUAUAUUCUUACACAGUUGUGUUAGGAAACUCUAGGUCUACAGGCCACAUCAGGCCUUCAAGUCACAUUAUGCCGGUUGCAAAUUGGUGUGUAAUUCCAAUUGGAACUUUUCAUUACCCACAACCUGCAUUCAGAAUGACUGUCAGGGUAGGUACAAUACAUUCUUCUUCUUCUUCUUCUUCUUCUUUGGAAUUGGGUUAGUGGAUCGCAUCCAACUUUAAGGUGCAUACACCGCCACCUACUUUAUUGAAGUGUGAGGCCAGUCACAGCCUACCUACAUUCAAUUCUCUUAAUUAUUCCUGUUCCUAAAAGUAAAGAAUUGCACAAACAACUAACCCUACACCUAUGUACAACUUUUUUCAUAAAAAUAAAUAUCACCACCCCAUUCCACUACUUUGACCCUAACUGAUCUUACACCAGGCCAACGGCCUGGGAGGACUGGGACUCGUUCAACACACCACUCUUCUGCAGUAAAACCUUGUACAACCAAGUACUUCUCUGCAGCUGCCACCACAACAUCUAUUUUCAGUGAUUUACAUUCCAUUUCUGCAGUACAGUUGGUAACCAUGGCAAUGAAUGCUAAGAAGCCAACCUUACUGAAGCACACAUUCGUAUCACUCUGUAUUGUCCUAGGCCUACUACUCACCCUUGACCCAUCAUCCUCUACUCUCUUUACUGCCUCAGCAUAUGACACCUUCUGUUCUACUCUGACCCUGGCAAUCUCAACCUGUCUCUCUCACACCAGACACUUCUGAUCCCCAGCAACAUGGGCACCCCCACAAUUGACACACACAUUCCUUUGUCCCAUGCCCUCCUGCACACUUCUCACAUCUCGGAAACUCCCUCCUACACACUGCUGCAAUAAAGCUUGGCAUCUGACACACCUUAGUGGGUUCUGCACAAAAGCUCUCACGGGAUAACUUACAUAUCCUAACAUGACUUUAUCAGGUAAAGACUCUGCUUCAAAACUCAAAAGAAAAGUCAACGUCGUCUCAGUUUCACCACUGUCGCCACCAGGUCUUCGUCGCACCAAACGGCCGGCUUCACAGACACAGGGACAUUUCAAUUUCAGUAGAUCCACCUCAACGCCACCACAGUAAUCAUUCCUUUCAAAGGUGCCCUGCUCCAGAGAGCAAAGCAUGUCACAGAUCAUGUCCCUCGUCAAGUGACACAAAGGGCCUGCUUCCUCUGGAUGGAAGAAAUACAGCAAAUCAUCAAAAGUGGUACAAUGAAUUAACGGGAUGACCUAUAUCAUUUAAAUUGAAACAACCAUCUCAGUAACGGGUGCAAUAAGUCCAGCUACUAAAAGAUUGGAUUAGUUUAGAAAAAUGUAUGUUAUUUGUCUUUUGUGUAGCAUAAGAUUAAUCAACCAAUCAAUGUACAUGCAAAAACAUAGAUAUUGAAAAAAAACUAUUAUGAAAAUCACCCUGCAAUAGAGCAUGCUGGGAAAUAUGAGAAUGAUGGGCGUGGUUUUUUGUGUUUCACGCCAUACAGAGUAAAAACGACACUCAAACAGGUGUGCCUGGAACCUACUAGCAUACCCCGUUCAAAGGCACUUAAAUAUUUUGUCCUGCACAUUCACCCUCUGAAUGGCACAUAUACACAAUUCAUGUCUCAAGGCUUAAAAAACAUUCUUUAACCUUUCUCCUCCCCUUCAUCUACACUGAUUUGAAGUGGAUUUAACAAGUGACAUCACUAGUCUAUGUCAUGGAAAGAGAAGGUGUCCUUAAUGUUUUGUAUACUCCCAUAUAAGUUCAAUUUAAAACAUUCUCACAUCUAACUCAUCAGAUUAUUUUAAACUCCUGAAGUUCAAGUUUAAACACUGAGGUAAAUACUAAUGCUUACUACUUAAAGGAAAGAAAAACAUUAGCAAUAAAAAGCUUAUUCAGAUCCAGAAGAGCUCUAUAUAGAACCCUUCUUGCCUUCCAAUAAUCAUCAGAGGACCCUUUCUUCCAAAAACAGUUCUUAGGAUGAAAGAUGUUCUAGGUAGAAUUCUUUGCCUUACAAAGAAUCAUUUUCUUCCAAAAAGGAUUCUUCAGAUGAAAAUGGUUCUUGGUAGAACCCUAUCCCUCCGCAAAGAUUUUGAAACCCUUUUUUCUAAGAGUGUACAGUAAAAGAGGAUAUAACAUAAGUAUGCAAAGAUAACCAUGCAUGAUACAAUGUGUAUGUAUCAGACAUAAAAAAAAAAACCAUCAGUGACAGAGAGUGCAUUGUGACAGAGUGAGUUAAGGUUUUGACUGUAUCCUUAUGCCCUGUUUAGUUCCUCUGUGCCAGUGAGCUGGCGGCCUUUAUCGAAGGCUACUUCCUGAAGAACAUGGUGCUGCUGAUUGAGGUGGAGGCUUUCAAACAACUGCUGUACGAGAUGCCUGCUACAGUGAGCCCCGGACCCUGCCCCAGCCCCAUCUCCGACGUUCUCCAUGACCUGGAGAAAACUCUAGCCACCCGCAUCCACUCCAUCCACCUCUCCUCCGCAAAGGGCUCCAUCGUGUGA
Coregonus sp. 'balchen' is the source of this 63842-nucleotide messenger RNA. The record is from the annotation of a GenBank genome assembly. Lineage: Eukaryota; Metazoa; Chordata; Actinopteri; Salmoniformes; Salmonidae.